CGGGGCAGCGAGUGCCCUUGGGCCCUAUCCCUCCCUCUCUCAGAGCGGGAGGGCACGAACAGGCAGAAGGGGGACGGCGAGCGGUGCAAGAUGGCGGCGGGGCUGCUGAUGCUGCGGGCGGGGCUGGGCAGAUCCCACGGCGGGGGAGUCGGUGAGUGAGCGGAGGGGGACGGGGGGGGGGCCGGACCUGACUUGCCUUCUGCUUCGCAGGGACUCGCCCUUGUCUCUCCUCCCUGUCUAAACUGACAUUUGAGAACGGAGGAAGCCGCCUUAUACGGAGUCCAGACCUUUGGUCGACGUAGCUCGGUACUGUGUGCACUGACUGGCAGCGGUGGCUUUCCAGGGUAUCAGACCAGGGAGUCCUUUCCCUGCCUUGCCAGGGGGCGCUAUGGAAGGGGUGAACUUGGGACCUUCUGCCUGCAAGGCGGGUGCAUUGCCCUUCCCCAUAAGGUAGAGGGACAUAGGAUACUGCCUCGUCCUGAGUCAGACCUGUAGCCCAGCGCACUGUUGUCUGCACUGACUGGCAGCAAAGGCUCUCCAGGGUUUCAGGCAAAGGAGUCUUUUCUCAGUCCUACUCCGAGACGCUGUAGAGGAUUUCAUCUGGGAGCUUUUGCAUUGCAGGGCACGAGUGGUUCUGCCACUGAGCACCCCCCCCCCCCCAAAAAAAGCCAUUUUUGGACAAAAUAAUAUAUAUUGGUACUGGUGGUUCCUUGCUUGUUUCUCCUCCACUGCUGUCCCAGUGCUAUUCGUCCCUGUGGCCGGGAUGCUUUUCCUUUCAGGUCUUCUUUCCUAGCUGCAACUUUUAUCUGCUGCUUGCUGUGUUGCAUGGAGCUGUAGCGUUAUCCUUUUGAAGGUGACUCUCUUUUGAAGCAAGAGGCAAGCUUUGGGGUUCCUUAUAUGAGAUACCUGGUUUUCUUGCUCCCUUCUUAGGAAAGGCUUCUUUAUCAUUGUGGUCCUUAGGUAUUUGCUAAUGUCAAACUAAUUUGCUUUGGUAGCUGCAUUUUCCUUUCCUUUCUCUUCACUCUAUACCUGCUAACCUUCCAGCUGUUGCUCACAAGCAACUUACUCUGCACACCUUUCUGCUUCAAGAAUUUUGUUGGGGUGGUGAAAGGAGCAUGUCUUAAUAAUUAGAAUAGAGACAGAUAUUUCUCCUAUGUUAGUAAAAUCCGUUUUUACUAAAAUGUGUUUUGUGUGAAAGACAGACACAAUUUUGUGCAGAUCAGAACAAUGCAGCUUGUUCUUUCAGAUGUGGAAGAGCAACAUUUAAUUACCAAUUGUAAAUCUACACACACACACACACACACACACACACAGUUCUAAUAACACAUGCAAGUCAUCAACUUGCAAUACAUGAGUGCCCCGAGACAUAGAAAAUAUUAACCAGGCUAGGUAUCGCCGCUGCCAUCGCAAACCCUUGGUCACAUACACUUUGGGAUGUUGUGCAGCAGCCUCUGAGAUUAUGCACUGCCCUGUAACAUGUGACCUAAGAGCUAGCAUGUGAGUGGAGAAGAGGGUAGUUUACCUUUCUUAGCAAAGAAAUAAAAGCAUUGAAAGGGGACAUGCAUUGACCUAACUGUUCUCUCUUUUGCUCACACUGCUACCUACCCAUACCUCUUUGUUUGUGCAAUAUAUGGAAAUGUAGGUUUGCACAAUAUGAUUUUGGAAUGCAUCCAAAAUUCCAGUGAAGCAUAUCUGGAGGACAUCUUGUCCAUCUGUUAUCCAGCAUCCCAUCUGUACUAACUUAUGGGCUGCUUCACACAUGCAUGUUCAUAACUUCAACCUGGGAGGCCUGGGACCCCCUUUUGUUGCCAUGUGAGGCGGUAUCUGGAGGAUACUUAUAUAUUGAUACCACACUGACUUCUUGUAUCACCUGUCUGUAGAUUCUCACAGUGGAUUUUCUUGUCAUUCAGUGGCUGGAAGAGCUGUAUCUCUUUUCAGUUUCCUUUGUUCCUAAGAGCUUCCCUUCCAAAGUCUUUUUUUUUUAAUAUUAGCACGUCAUUAGUACUUAUUAUUGCAUGCAUAAGCACUUUACUCAAGUCUGAGGAUUAAAGUCCUCUUCCACCUUGGGUGAAAUUUGCCUGUUCUACCCACAGUUCUCCUGAACAAGAUUGUCUUCACCAGACCAGCUGUUUGUGUUGCAACUGACAAGCGCUAUCCUCUGACAUGUAAAAUCCACACAUCCCCCAGGAGUUUAGGUAGGUCUUGCUUGGAUUCCUUUACCGUGCUUUUGUUUCAUGUGGCCAUGCAAAAUAGUUCGUGUGUUUUCUCUCUCUGUAGUUAUGACAGUCAUCCUCAACUUGGCAAGCUAAAGCUGGAGACAUGUUAGGAAGAAUUUGCUUUCUGUAGUUCAGCAAGUGGUAAAUGAAAUCAUUUUAAUGACAAAUUAUUGUCAUUGACAGUGCUUUCAGUAACAGAUUACUGUUUUUGAAUUUAUUUCACUCUUCCCGGAAGGCUUGGGGAAGAUCCUAGGAUUAUAAAAAUAAGUUUUAGAUUAAUAAUUAUGAAAAACCCCAUUCCUUUAAGUUACGGAGCUAAAACUUCUAGACUUGAUGGUUGCAGAGGAGUACCUGGGAGUGUGCUGGGAGUGUCUGAAAAGCCAGAAAGUUGGGAAGAGAGGUCAACUUGGUGGAAUUUCAGUUCUCAGCAUUCCUUUGUCUCCUGCCUGAACCAUGCUGGUUCCAUCCUACACACUUCAAGCAUGCACCCAAACAAUGCCUCUUGUUUUUCUGUCUCCUACUUUCCCAAUUUAUUUAUUUUUUCACAAAUGUAUAUGUUGCAAAGCUGUGUGUUUACAUCCCGGUACAGAAGAUGUGCACUCAUUUUAUGCAGUUUGCUUUAUUUGCAUCCUUUUAUUCUGAACUUGAAUGAUGUGGUGAACAGUCUUGGGACAUUGAAUUGCAUCCUUGAAUGUAGUGGAGUCUCAGGCUGAUCAUAUAAUGGACAGUCGUGAUCAUCUGCAAAACAGGAAUCUGUUCUCUUGGGUUGAGAAAUAAACACUAUUUUGCUCUCCUGCUUGCCAUGCAACCUCCUUCUGUUCCAUAACGGUACAUAGACAAUUAUGUACUUUGCUGCCUCUGGCCUGUUUUAAAUAGGACAACUAAUUGGAUGUUUGGUUUCCUAGUCUGUUGGAAUUCAUGGGAACUACACAACAGCCUUGCAGUAGAUGAGCCUACAAUUAAGAAUGCAUUUGGGUGCAGUUUUUUUAGAGGCUGGCUGAGGCCCCAUGUGGUGUAGAGCGCGUGGUAACUAGAUCUAAGCUGUUUCACUCAAAGGUGUUCUCUUCUAGAGGUUUUUUAGCACUGACUAGUGCUCCUGUCCCAAAUGCAUUGCAUAAAAGUAAGCCAUUUCGGAGUCUGUGUUGUUGUGUAACUACUUUCAUGUAAUAUAUCUUGAAAUAGGUUCCUUAAAAGUAAUCCAGCAAGGAUGGAUGAAAGCAGAACAGUUGUCCACUUACAACUCUCCUUGCAAACUUAGCACCUUAGUGCAACCUGCAGAUGCUUGUUAAUACUCUCAGAGUCAAAACUUGUGCUUUAAAGAUGUAGGUGGUGAUGGAAAAAUACACUUGUGCCGUAUCUUCGACCAUCUGCCUUUGUAAUUAAACACUCUUGCUUUUGACAUGUGCCAAUUCAACUUUUCACAGUGGAUGAUCCUCUCCACAGUUAGUCUUGAAUGAAGCUGGUGUUUUCCCUGGUGUGUAAUACAGUGGUGCCUCGCAAGACGAAAUUAAUCCGUUCCGUGAGUCUCUUCGUCUUGCGGUUUUUUCGUCUUGCGAAGCAAGCCCAUUGACGGAUUGACGGAUUAGCGCUAUUAGCGCUAUUAGCGGCUUUUAGCGGCUUUUAGCGGCUUAUCGGCUUAUCAGAUAAGAGGAUAAGCGGCUUAGCGGCUUAGAAAAAGGGGGGAAAAAGAAAAAAAAACCCGCAGGAACUUGCAAGACAUUUUCGUCUUGCGAAGCAAGCCCAUAGGAAAUUCGUUUUGCGAAGCACCUCCAAAACGGAAAACCCUUUCGUCUAGCGGGUUUUCCGUCUUGCGAGGCAUUCGUCUUGCGGGGCACCACUGUAGUUCUUUUCUAGUCCAUAUAUAGUAGUUGUGGCACUAGUUGUGUUGUCUGUUGCAUCUGCUAAGUUCCUGCAGUUUGUAUGCAGAAUUUUAAAUAGAAUCUGGUGUUCUGGCUCACAACUUGGAUUUUUGGAAAUUUCGUCUCUUGCCGUACCAGGUUUUUUAAAAGCAAGUUUCUAGUCCUUAUGGCCGUGGAGAUAUGCUUGGGUGCACCCAGGUUGUGUGUGCAAAAGCUUCAAUAUUCAGGGGGUCAGGCUUAUGUACUCCCCUCUCCCAAGACUACCUGCCCCUCCUUUCUCAGCUCCAGUCAUAUUCUUCUUCCAAGACACACUCAACCAUCCCUCUGUCACCUGUAGAUUUACUUCUGCCACCAACUUGCUACAUCUCCACAAAAAAAAGGUAUGCAAAUAUCCACUGUUCAGUUCAGAAUAAUGCAUGCAAAUGAUUGAUAAGCAAAUCUGCAUAAAUGAUGUUUGGGCUCCUGAUUUGGUUGUGGGAGGCUGGGAGAAAGGUUCUUUUGUGCCAUCAAAUUGUUGUUUAUAUUCUUCUACCUUGUGAGCCACUUUGGGCACAAUUGUGUGUAAAAGUGGCAUACAAAUAAUCAGAUGAAUAUAUUAAAAUAUACGAUUUCUACGCAUCUUGAAGGGCCGGAAGAGAAGACAAAAAAGUCUUUACCCUUCCACCCAAAUCAGUGUAACAUUGGUAGCAAACUGCCUCCAUGUGUGAUUGAUGCUGGGAAUCAAUGAAAAAAUUCCAUAUUUUUUGUAAGAGUCCUGUCGGAGGCAAGGUUUUUUUGUGCUUUUUUCUGGGGUUAUGUGGCCUGGUUACCUCCUUUUCCUUGCCAUCUGUUUGACCUCAGAUCUGGGACAAUACUUCAGUUCUGCCAACAUUAAUCAGUUACCAUUUCCUCUUUGGAGGCUCAACUGAUAUGAUCGUUGGCAUGAAGAAGCCAACUGUUGUUGAAUUUCAGGAACCCUUCGGGGAAUGGGGGAGACCUAUAAACCCAACUAGCUUGCAUUGAUUUGUUGACAAAUGCUGAAUCAUUAAAGGGACCCUUUAUUCAUUCCCAGCUCUCAAGCAGCUGUUCCUGGAGAUUAUUAACAGUGCUUCUUUUCUCCCUGUAGCUGGUUCCAAGGCUGCCUCUCUGCACUGGACAGGUGAGCGAGCAGUCAGUGUCCUCCUGCUUGGGCUCCUGCCUGCAGCUUACCUGUAUCCUGGACCAGCCAUGGACUACUCGCUGGCUGCCACUCUCACACUCCACGGUCACUGGUGAGUAAGGAGGGAAGCAACCCAACCGGGAUUAAUUCCUGCUGCCUCUCCUGCUCAGUUCAGAACCCUGGAUUGCAGUGGGGUCCAGAGGCUGGUUUCUCUGUGCUGUUUUGACUCUGUAGCCCUGGAACUUGCUUCAUCCCAUCAUUCCUUCUGAGAUCUGGACAUCUUUCAAGCAUGGUAGCAAGUUCCACUUUCAACCAGCUUUCAACCCAGCCGCACCCCUAUCUGGUCAGGGAUGACCUAACUUCUGUCGAUUAUGUUCUAGGUUACCUCUAGGUUAGAUUACUGCAAGACGUUCUACACAGGGCUGCCUCUGAAGGCAGUUCAGAAACUCUGCUGGUGCAGAAUUCAGUAACCAGGCAGCUCACUGGGCAAGAUGGUUUGAGUGUAUAACACCAAACCUGGCCUGACUGCACUGGCUGCCAGUUAGUUUCCCAGCCCAAUUCACAGUUCUGGUUUUGACCUAUAAAGCCUUAAACGGCUCAGGAAUGCAAUAUCUCAAGGACUGCCUCUCCUCAUAUGAACUGAUCAGGACUCUGAGAUUAUCCUCUGAGGCCCUUCUUCAUGUGCCUCCUUCAGGAGAGGUUCUGAGGGUGGCAACAUGAGAAUGGGCCUUUUCUGUAGUGGCUCCCCAUUUGUGGAAUGCUCUCACCCGGGAGCCUUUGCCACAUCUCUUUUGACUCCAGGCAAAAGUGUUUCUUGAUAGGCCUUUGGCUGAUAAUAUUCUAUGGCCCUUUUAAAUAGGUUUGUAGGAGAGGCAUUACAGUAUUGCUUUGUUGUGUAUUUUGCACCCUCUUUUUGUAUUAUUAUCUUGCGAACCACCCUGUGAUCUUCAGAUGAAGGGUGGUAUACAAAUUUAAUAAAUAAAUAGAGUGCGAAAGGGUUGGGGGAGAUUCUUGGCUUGCCACAUUGCUCAACUAAAGAUGAAUCUGUAAACAACAGCAGGGGUUGCUGUAACCGAGGGAGCUGCCUCUUCCAUAGAGAUGCGCAGGGACCUCUGUGCUUUAUUUCUGGCAUGGGGAGUCUGCCGCUCUGCAGAACUUGUUGGGCUCCCAUCAGUCCCAGUCAGCAAGGCCAUUGGUCAGGGAUAAUGGGAGUUGUAGUCCCAAGAGCAUCCGGAGGCACCAGGUCCCCCAGCCUUGCAACGUUUGAACCUACUUUUCAGUAAAAUUGUUUUAAAUUUGUUGCAUUGGGAUUGGUCCGGCCUCUGAAUGCCAGAUGCUGGACAAGCAAGCAAGAAGUGUUCAAGCCCCACGUUGGACGAAAGAUUCCUGCAUUUGCAGGGGGGUUGGACUAGAUGACCCUCAUGGCCCCUUCCAGUUCUAUGAUCUUUCCCCAUGCUCUGCUUGUAGGCUUCCCAGGAGCACCUGGCCACCGCUGGAGGCAGAAGCUUUUAGUCAAUUAUUAUGGCUUCUCACUUUUGCUCUCUGCCUUUUCCACAUGCUGUCCUAGACAUUUACUCUCCCUUCCUGGGCUUUUUACAAGCCUUUAGAAGCAUUUUACAAUUACAGUUUACAAGCAUUCCCAGGAAUAUGCCAUAUAGAGGUUUAUCCAUGUCUGUUGUUUGACUUAACGCUAGAGGGCAGUGUGGAACUUCAGAGACCCAGUUUGGUCCUGAAAAUAUGUAACUUGCCAGUGAAACAAUGUAAGAAUAAGUUUCUUAGAAAUGGCCAUCCCCAGCCAGCAGUACAGCAGAAGCAGCUAUUUUCUCCCAAAGGUCCUCCCCUCUCCCCCCACAACCCAAAAAAAUUAUUUGCCAUCAGAGGGAGAGAAGAGCAGAGACUACACACACUUUUCUGGGGAGGGCAUUUCACAGGUGGGGAGCCAGCAGUGGAAAAGCCUUGCUUUAAUAGUAAACCUCCUUAAUUUCAGAAGGCCACCUGGAAGUGGUCCUUUGAUAUGUCUUCAUCCAGGCAGAUUCCUAUUGAGACAGGAGGUCCUUCAGGUAUCGCAUUAUGUCUUUGUAGGUCAACAUCAGCAUUUUGAACUGCACCCAGAAGCCAACUAGUUAAUCGGCAAACUGACUGGUUUUUUUUUAAAUGUUUAUUAGAAAUUUGCAACAACAAAAAAAAGCUCUUAAGAGUUUACAAGAUUACAAACAUUAUAGAUUGAUUAUAGAACAUUUAUGUAAUAUAAAGAGGAGAAACAGGAAAGGGAGGGACCCAUAAAAGACUAAACAAAAAGCCGUUCAUACAGUAGCUCAACAGAUUUAAGGUAUGUUCAUUACAGAGCAAAAAUUUUACUCAGAGAAGAAAACAUACCAUAGACACUUGAUACACAGGAUACAUCAGAGGAAGACCUUGAGAGUGAGGGUGGCUGUUCGUCUCUUGCAAGAUAAGGCACCUGAAUUCUGGAACGGGUUGCUGGUGAUGGAACCUGUUACUGUGGAGGAGGAGCUUUUUUGUUUUCUUGUUAAAAACUCUUGUCGGUGUUUUUCUCAAGCUCAGCACUCUCUGCACUUUGACUGCGCUCCCCUUUGUUUUCAGAUUCUACAUGCGUAGAUGAGUCGAAAAAGCCCGGUACACAGUUUUUCAUGGCUCUCUAGUGGCUGUGGUGGCUCAUUGACCAGAAGCAAUGUACAGUGGUACCUCGGGUUAAGAACUUAAUUCGUUCCGGAGGUCUGUUCUUAACCUGAAACUGUUCUUAACCUGAAGCACCACUUUAGCUAAUGGGGCCUCCUGCUGCUGCCGCGCUGCCACCACACGAUUUCUGUUCUCAUCCUGAAGCAAAGUUCUUAACCCGAGGUACUAUUUCUGGGUUAGCAGAGUCUCUAACCUGAAGCGUAUGUAACCCGAGGUACCACUGUAUUUAGCAUUAACUCUGGAAGUGUAAACUCGAUUCUGACCAAAUUAAUCCUCCCAGAACAAAAUAUACAUUAGGAGGCUUUGUAUUGUGUCCUAGGCAUCUUAUUUUUUUUAAACUCGUCUACGCAUGUAGUAUCUGAAAACAAAGGGAUGCGUUGGGUGCCAGAUGUGAAAUAUAUUGGCAUUAUUUUCAGCUCUUCUACCCCACUACCUAGUCCAGCAUUCAGUUUCCAUAGCGGCUAACCAGAUGCUGCUGAAAAGCCUAUAAGCGCAACAGCACACUCAUAACCCCCAAGAGCUGGCAUUCAUAGACAUAUUUAUUAUACCGGAGGCUGUAUGUGGGUUUGUCUAAUCCCCUUCUUAAAGGCAUCCAAGAUCAGUGAUACCAACCUUAACCUUCUGCUGAAUUGGUAAUUCCUGAAAUAAUAGUGCAAUCUUGGAAUGCCUGGCUUAUGAAUUCUUGGCAGCUGAUUAAAGGUGCCAGGGCUGUGUUCUGCUGUGCUUUUUGCUGACAGUGCUGUUUGUUGUGCCCAUAGGCAACAUGUCUGCAAAAGCUGCUGUAAUACUCCUUGGCACUCCUCCAUAGGCUUGUUGCAUAGUGAUUGGUUAAAUGCGAUGUUCAUAAAAUACCUUUCUGCUUCUGUAAUACAAUCAGUCACUCAGCACAACCUAUGCUCCUUCUGACUUGCUUAAUAAUGCUAUCUGGAUAAUUCGUGAAAGCAGUUGUGGUCCUCAGUUCCAUCAAGGUUAGAUUUUGAGCUUUUAUCUUUCCCACUGAUACAUUUCACACCUGAUCUCAGCAAUGAUAACUGUCCAAUUAAGAAGGCAAAUAAUGUUUUUUUGCGGAAAUGGAAAGGGGUUGAUCUUUGAUGAAGGCCGCCAGCACCCCUCUAAGGGGUGUGUCAAAUGACCAAAAGGGAUGUUGCUUUGGGGAUCAGCCAAUUCCUAUGGAAAAUGCCCUAGAAAACAUUUGAAACUAUGUUGGGUUGAAUCGUCUUCAUUUUUAUCUUUUUCUUCUUCUUCCUUGUUAGGGGCCUUGGGCAAAUAGUAACUGACUACGUCCAUGGAGAGACAUCUAUUAAACUGGCCAACACUGGCCUCUACAUGCUCUCAGCGCUCACCUUUGCUGGCCUCUGCUACUUCAAUUACCACGAUGUGGGCAUCUGCAGGGCCGUGGCCAUGCUGUGGAGCCUCUGAGGCACAAUACGUCACCUACCGGCAACAUUCAACGAUUGUUCACCUCUGCCUCUGCUUCAUUGUAUUAUUGCCGAGUCAUUGAAUGAGGGAGAAAUAGCAACAGGGGGUCCCACGCUGCAUAUAGCAGAAUGACUCGGGGAAAGAGGCAUCCAAAUAGCCAUUCAUCAAAUUGUGGGGAUCUCUCGCUGAGAAAAGAGCUAGGCUAGAGAGCUCACAAAGUUUUGGUGUUAAUGCAAAGGGCAAACUAGUAGUGAUUGUAGUGGCAGCCUUUUUUUGUAUGGCUGACCCUUUCCCCUGUCAAAUGGCAGCUUGGUUUCAACAGGUGCAGCAGAACUGGUCUUGAAUUCCAGUCACUUGGGUUUUUUUGGUCCUGAUAUUGCAAUUAGUGGAUUGUGUACACGGCAUCUUGCAUAGUGCUCAGGCUGGGCACUAAGCAGUUGCUGUGCAAAAGGGAAUUUUUCUUUUUUUUGUUUAAUUGAUGUACAAUAAAGAAUUUACAGAACCCUCAGCUGUUUGAUUCUGAAGUCUCUUUCUUUGGAAAUCCUUUCCAGUUGUUUCUGAUGUUGCUUAGCUUUUUAAAAAACCCACAAUCCCUUUAAAAGAUAACAGCACACUGUGUCCUCUCCUACUACUACCAAGGCAGUUAACACUUUAAAUAAAACAGUUAAAAUUUUAUUUGGAAGAUAAACCAAUGAAUGCUUUAGUUGAUUGAUUGGGGUUGUGUGCUAAGAACUCCUUUUGUUUUUUGUUCUUCUGAGUUGAUAGAAUGAGAAUUUAAAAAGAAGAUACCAAAGGUGGUAGCUUAUGUUGUAAAUUGCCUCUCACUCCCUUUUAUCCCCCAAAUCCACCUGUAUUGAGGUUUGGAAUUGGGCAUUCAUUGCAAUGGACAGUUAAGAUUAAAACAAUAAUAAAAAUAUAGUAGAAUUUCAGAUAACUUGUUCUCAAACUGUUAAGGUCAAAAGCAGCACUUUUUAUUGAGCCCAACAAUGAGUAGGGAUCCAGUCCAACGGACACAGUGCUGUUUGCAGUGAUAUAUUAAGAAACAUGUUUUAACGAGUCAGACAAUUGCGCCACCAAGCACGGUAUUGGCUGCUUUUGACCGGCUGCGACUUCCGCAGCUCUGAAGCAGAGAGGGAUGUCUUUUUCCCCCUUGUUGCCCAAGAAACGCUAAGGGGAGAGCCCUGUAACUUUUGCUGAGCAUGCGCUGCAGCACUGAGCUAUGGCCUCUCACUUGGGAAAAUUGCUCAAAUAAAGGUAAAGGACCCCUGGACAGUUAAGUCCAGUCAAAGGUGACGGGUUGCGGCACUCAUCUCACUUUCAGGCCGAGGGAGCCGGCUUUUGUCCACAGGCAGCUUUCCAGGUCGUGGCCAGCAUGACUAAACCGCUUCUGACACAACGGGACACUGACAAGUGCCAGAGCGCAUGGAAACGCCGCUGCAGCAGUACUUAUUUAUCUACUUGCACUAGUGUGCUUUCAAACUGCUAGGUUGGGAAGAGCUGGGACAGAGCAACGGGAGCUCACUCUGUUGCAGUGAUUCGAACUGCCGACCUUUUUAUCAGCAAGCCCAAGAGCAGGCAUAGGCAAACUCGGCCCUUCAGAUGUUUUGGGACUACAACUCCCAUCAUCCCUAGCUAACAGGACCAGUGGUCAGGGAUGAUAGGAGUUGUAGUCCCAAGACAUCUGGAGGGUCGAGUUUGCCUAUGUCUGCCCAAGAGGCUCAGUGGUUUUGACCACAGCGCCACUCACAUCCCUAAUUGCCCAAAUAUUCCUUAAUUAGCUGACUAAGCUCUUCUUUAGCAACAUUUGAAGUAUAUGGAAAAAGAAGACCUUGGCUCAAGUUCCCUGCUUCAUGUUUUCAGACACCUUCAAAUGUUACAGAAAAGGCACCAUCAACACUGGAGACCGGGAGAUGAGAUCCCAUCAUUUGCUGCGUCACUUGUUGCAGUCUUUAGUUUAAACCUAAUUAUUCAGUUCUUGGAGAAGCAUGGCGUUUUUGUCUCAAGACCAACGACGAGUGCAAUAGGCCUUAGUGGGAGGACAACUCACAGAACUGUCUCCCACCGAUGAUUCACUUGAGUCCAACAGCUCUGAUCCUCAUAGCUGAGGGCUGUCUGAAGCAGGGAUUUUCCCAGAACAGUGAAUGACCUUAAACUCCAUGUGUGAACCAAGGAGUUUGAGACUGAGGUUCCUGCUUGUUCCUGCCUUCCCCGUUUCCGCCCCCACAAUGCAUUUCCAUGGUCACAAGGUCUAGAAACUUGCUUUAAAAACAAACCUCAGAUUUACGGGUGUCUGUAACAGAAAACACUACAAAACUGCAGAAACCAACAACUUGUAUCUAUUUGCAUUUCUUUUGACUUCAUUGCUUUUGCUUAAUUGAUUUCCUCACUGGCAGUGGUUGGACUUAACUCUUGGUUUGUAGCUGAAAUAGCCUUAUUCCUCAUUGCAAAUCUCUCUUUUGUGUUAGGGCUUGUUGAAGUUGGCUGUAUUGUUUAAUGCCCUUCCACUUUGAUUUAAGGCCCUAUCGAUGGGCUGUAUGGCAGAAUUUCAGUGUCCAUGUGGGUCUGAGGAGAUGGAAAUUCUCUUUCACAUAUUUUUUCGUGCAAAUUCCACAGUGACUUACGUGAAGCACUUACUUGUCCAUUGCUUAUAUUAAUUUUAUAUUGUUGUUUUUGUUCACCUGCCCUUCACUCUAAGGUCCUGGGGGGUUACAACAUUAAAACACAAUACAGUGGUACCUUGGGUUAAGAACUUAAUUCUUUCUGGAGGUCCGUUCUUAACCUGAAACUGUUCUUAACCUGAGGUACCACUUUAGCUAAUGGGGCCUCCCGCUGCUGCCACGCGAUUUCUGUUCUCGUCCUGAAGCAAAGUUCUUAACCCAAGGUACUAUUUCUGGGUUAGCGGAGUCUGUAACCUGAAGCGUAUGUAACCCGAGGUACCACUGUAUAAAAAACUGUUUAAAACAACCUACAAUCACAGAACUAUUAGCAGAUACUACACCUUACAUGACAGAGAAGGCAGCUAAAUAUUUUGCUACCACUCUUAAAGCAUAUAACAAACUGAAAGCAAAUUAUCUGCAUGUUGCAAUACUUAAAUUGUUACAAUACUUAACUUUGUAGUCUUCAUGCAAUUUGUCUGUACAAACACACACACUAAAAGUGAAAUGGCUUGAUAAUAAGUUCCUGUAUUACCUUUGGAAAAGGGCUGUGUCAUCGUUAAGUUUGGCUCUUUCCUUGAGUGGUGUUGCUUCUAGCCUCUUCAUUUGAUGCAUUAAAUGGAAUUUUUAGAGCCGCCUUCAUCAAGCUGGUGGUUAUGCUCCAGAUCUUUUGGACUACAACACCCAUCAGCCACAGCCAGCUAGCUGUGGCUGAUGGGUGUUGUAGUCAAAACAUCUGGAGGGCACCAGCUUGGUAAAGGCUGCUUUGGAAUCUUGGCAGUACUUCCUUUGUGUGGUGCGGACUUGAAGAUGUGCAGGAGCUGUUUGGAUGAGUUUUUAAAUGUGUUGAUUUAUAAAAGCAGGUUAGAAAAACACACUUUAAAAAUCAUAAUAAACUAGCUAUAAGUAAACAAGGCGACAUUCAAACAGAAACUGGUUUAAAUCAAAUUGCUGUGUUUUUAAUAGGGUAACAUCUAAAUUGAUCCAUGUUUAUCAAGGUCUUCACAGCAUGUGUUGAUUUGCAGCUGCAAGAGAUUUCCCCAGUCUGUCACCUUCAAACAGCCAAUUUUUCUCAGGAAGAAAAUCUAUUGUUCAUAGUUGCUUUUGCUGAAGUGGUAGAUUUUGUUGCAUAAAUGUAUUUCUUUGGUGACAAAUAUGGAAACUUGUAGUGGGGAGGUCAACCUACUGUUUUUAAACUGGUUGGAAUGGUUCUUAAUAAGUUGGACCCUUUAAAAAAUGGGAUACAUUUUGUUACACAGCUGUUUUAAUUACUUGUCUCUGUGAAAAUGUGACUAGACGCUUACUCACAUUUUUCAAGGAUAAGACAACAGAGAUGGUCAUAAAUGAGUCAUUGUGCGUGUAUCUGAUUAUUACAAUGAGGAAGCACUUUCUUGCACAUAAACUUCUUUGUGUGAAUGACAUAAUUAUUUCAGCAUCUGUAGAGCACACUGAGGAAGUUCUGGGGUCAAUCUCCAGUAAAAGGAUUUUAGGUUCCUAGCUGGCAAAGGCCCAUAUUUGAUACCUCAGCUGGUUCUGGACUAGGUGGAUCUCAUCUGCUAAAAGAUAGCUUAUUGUACAUCUAUACUGGUUAAUCAUGGGCAGGAAUACAAAUGCAUGAGAAAAAGGCAAGACUCAAAAUGGUAUGAAGAUGCAGGAAACUUUACUAAGAGUUAUAAAAUGCCCAAUGUAUUUUAUUACGCAACUUUCUCAGGAGCACUGAAUAGUAGGCCUUAGUUCAAAAUACUCUGUACAAAAAUAUUCAUCAACUCAAAUUACAUAUAGCAUUCACAGUCAUGAAACAGCCACUUAGAAAAGUGAUACAGAGAGCUUUAUAACAAAACUUUCCUUUAUACUGCAAAUCCCGCGAUCCUAUAAAUCUUGUGUGUUUUUCCUUCGGGGCUCUGCAGUGUGUUAUAUAGAUAGUCCAAGAUUUAUUUAUUAGGGAUGUGAUGUUUUUCAUUACAGUAUUCUAUAUUAUUUGUUUUACAUGUUUGUAUUGUUUGUUUGUAUUUCCAUUUCUAGUUUUUUUUGCUUAUGUUUUUCUUGCGAUGGUUAUAUUUUUCUUCUGGGAAGUGGGGAAGUAUGUAGCUUUAUAGACUCGUCUAUUCCAUCUAUUCUCUUUAUCACCAGUUGUGUGACUCUGUCCCUCUCGUUUCUCUCAAAGGCAAGGAAGUAGCCUUGCUCCAGUGAGGACUCAAAUCUGUAGAAAUGUCUGUCAGCUUUGGAAAAUGGGGUUUUGAAGAAUAGCAUAUCACUUUUUUCUCCUGGAAUGAAUUCUGGGACAUCUCUUGGCUGGAAAGAAAAAAGAUUAGAAAUGUAUCAUCUUAAAGAAAGUUCAGAAUCUUGCAAACAGUGUCUGAAGCAAGGCCUUGAUCAAACCACCAAACACAGAGUCAAAAGAAGCCCAGAGAGACCCCAUGCUAAACAGCCAGUUUAGGAAGGCUUCUCAGUGUUUGAAUUAAAUAUGCCUCUCUGUAAUUUAAGACCCUUGUUGGAGAGUAGACUCAAGCAAUAGGAUCCUGUCACUGCAAGUAGUUCUGGGAACUGGUUAAUACUUUGAUAUGUAACUCACAUGGAAAAUGAAACACUAUAGAUGCUCAUCAGACAGUUUCACAUGACCAUGACUUGGCCCUGGUCGCUCCAUGCUCUAGCCGUGAUUGUGCACAGUGAGAUGUAAUGCAACAAACCACGGUUUGUUGUGAUAUCUGAAUUUGUGCUAUCAGACAAACCAUGGUUUGUGAAUGUCCAUGAAACCAGGAUCUGAAACCUGGAUUGAGAAGCUGGUGUGCAUACGACUGUUGGGAAAAACUGGUUUGGUGUUACAUGUAAACCUGCUUUUUCUGUGUUACUUGAGCAUAUGCACAGAGACAAAUGGAACUACUUGAUAUUAUUUAAUCUACUUAAAAUGUUUUACUGGGCUUUUCCAAAGUUGGUCCCAUUUCACUUACACUGGUGCUCAGUCAUUGGUCCAUUCUGCCCCAUUUUGUACUUCUUAUUAUUUAAAGUAAUAACUAAUUUUGAACCUUCUUUUUUAAAAAAAACUUUGUUGAUAAAAUCAUGGCUAAUACAGGGAAAAAAGCUAAAUUUGGACAUGAUUUGCCUCCAGGAAACACACAUUGUGAAGAAACGCAGAAGGAUUUUGAUUAAUAAAAGAUUGGGAAAGGAUUUUGUACCGCAUACCAAAAAAAGAAGAGAGUUUUGGAAAAGCAAGAAACCUUAGAAGAAAUAAAACGAAAAGAAAAAUAAAUAAAUUCCCCUCGAAAAGAGAUUGUGAAACAGAUUGAGAUAUUGCAAACACAGAUCUCACUGAUAAUAUUUCAAUAAAUAGAGUGGGAAAUUAAAUAUUUAAAACAGAAACAAACAGGCUAACAAACCAGGAAAACUAUUAACAUGGCAAAUAAAGAAAAGACAAGGAAAAUCCUGUAUAAAUAAAAUUAAUAUAGGAGGCAGAGUUGUGGAAAAACCCUAAAGAAAGAAGAGAUUAAUUUAUGAGUUUUUAUACAGAAAUAUAUCGAGCUAAUAAAUUUAAGGAACCGCAGAAAGAAGAGGAAGGCAGUCAAGUUUUGAAAUGUUAAAAUGAUUGUAAAACUAUUGAAAUGUAUAUAACUGAAAAUCAUAAAUUAAAUAAUAAUAAUAAAUUACACACAUUACCAUAUGUGUUUUCUCAAAAUACAUAAAUUUCAAUUCUUUUCAUGCACUUUCCUGUGAAAUAUACAUCUUAUACACAUUUUAAUCAUAGCAUACGUAUUUUUGGAACGUAUAUGUUCCAAUGCACAAGGAAGUUUGGGACUGUCAACCUGGGUCAGUCUGCUGCGAAAAGAUGACUCAGCCAAUUCCUCAUCCAUCCCUUCUUGACCUGCCCAAGUCCCUUCUUGAGAGUCAACAAGGCUGCAACGUUAAAGGUACACAACUUUAAAAGUGAGUCUUUAUGGCAAUUGGCAGUGGCUUACCCUAAACACCACCCUCAUGUUGCUACCAUCUUUCACGAUUUGCAUGAUGUAAGUUUCACCGUUCCACUUUGUGCUGAAGGCCACUGGCAGUCCUCUCAGGUUGGUGUCUUGGUAAAUGUGAAUAUUCAACGAGAUUCCAGGUUCUGUGCACAAAGGACAAUCAGGCACCUUUUGAAAAAGUCUCUAGGAGUGGCUAACAAAGCUCAGAGAUGAGCGCCUACAAUUGCACCACUUUCCUUGAAGUUUAUCACCUACUGUCAACACCAUUCACCACCGCUUCCCUUUGAUUAAGAUGUGAUGUAUUCAGCAUGCUGGAUUUCUGCACCAAGAAACCUCAAAAGUGUGUAACCUUGUGUUAGUGACUCAAAAGCAUUUGACCAGCAGUAGAGGAGACUCUUGAGAGUCCCAUGGACUGCAAGAAGAUCAAACCUCUCCAUUCUGAAGGAAAUCAGCCCUGAGUGCUCACUGGAAGGACAGAUCCUGAAGCUGAGGCUCCAAUACUUUGGCCACCUCAUGAGAAGAGAAGACUCCCUGGAAAAGACCCUGAUGUUGGGAAAGAUGGAAGGCACAAGGAGAAGGGGACUACAGAGGACAAGAUGGUUGGACAGUCUUCUUGAAGCUACCAGCAUGAGUUUGACCAAACUGUGAGAGGCAGUGGAAGAUAGGAGUGCCUGGCGUGCUCUGGUCCAUGGGGUCACGAAGAAUCGGACACGACUAAACGACUAAACAACAACAAGAGCAUGUGGCCUUUGUGUGAUUAACUGACAGUCUCUGCCUUGUUUUUAGUGAAUGCUGGAGCAAAUAUUCAACACUUCUACAAGAGCAAGCAGAAGUCACUUGCUAUAGACAAGCUGAAUCAGGUGACAAUGGGGGCUGAUCAGAUAUCUGCAUAAAAUGGAUGGCUUUUAAAGAACAUGAUAUAUGAUCCUUUUCCCCCAGUUUGAACCUAAGUGUACUGCUGGGUCAGACUCCAUCUACUCCAGCAUGUUGUUCUCAUGUUGGCUAACCAGAUGUUCUAAUGGGAAGCUCAGAAGCAGGUCAUGAGCACAAUACAGUGGUACCUUGGUUCUCAAACUUAACCCGUUCUGGAAGUCCAUUCCAAAACCAAAGCGUUCCAAAAACCAAGGCACGCUUUCCCAUAGAAAGUAAUGCAAAAUGGAUUAAUUUGUUCCAGGCUUUCAAAAACAACCCCUAAAACAGCAAUUUAACAUGAAUUUUACUGUUUAACGAGGCCAUUGAUCCAUAAAAUGAAAGCAAUAAACAAUGUACUGCAGUCACACAAUCAAUCAAUCAAUCAAUCAAUCAAUCAGUAACUGAACUGGGUUCCACACAGACACAAAACAAAAGAGCUGCAAAAAUAGAAAUGCAAAAUGAGUAGCAAAAUCAGACAGACAUCAGCGUAACACUAAAAACAGAAGUGUGGCACUCAAAUCGUCAGCGUAACAUUCAAACCAGAGCACGUUUGGCUUCUGAAAAAAGUUUGCAAACUGGAGCACUCCCAGGUUUGCAGUGUUUGGGUUCCAAGUUGUUUGCGUACCAAGGCGUUUGAGAACCAAGGUAUCACUGCAGUACCCUUUUACUUGUGAUUCCCCCCAAAAGUUGUUUUUCUGUAUUUCAUCAAAGAGGGAUGUGGUGGCUAUGAACAUUUACAGGUGCAGUGCAUCUUGUAAGACAACUAGUGGUUUUUAACUAUCAGUGUGCUCCAAAAGCAUUUCCUGUUUAAUAUAGGUUGUUUUUAAAAACUGCAAUGGAUUCACAUCUCCCCUUGCGCAACUUGUUCCAUUAUUAAACUUCUCUUAUACUUACAAAGCUAUUUCCUAAUGAGCAAUCUAACUGUACACACCUGCAGUCGUUGUGUUUAAAUGUUUUAUUUUGUUCCUGAAUACAUGAAGCAAGAGAAAAAAAUAAGGUGGGAUAGGUGAAACCGGUUCAGACUUCAAGGAAGGGUUGGAAGUAUUACUGUACCGUUUAUCAUUUCUUCGUCUGUCAUGGGUUCAAAUGCUGCUAUGGCAUCAGCAUCAUCCUCUGGUCUCACGAUGAGCACGUGAUUUUCUUGGUUUCGGAAGAUCUGUGCUGCCUUGCAUUUUUCGGAUUUUUUAAAGCUGUCUGCUUCUAAACCUUUCAAGAGACAUGAUAAAUGUGGAUUCAGAAGGAGGGCUGUAGAUUUUUCUCUUCCAGAAAGUAAUUGUUUGGGAAAGUUUGUAAUGUUUGAGGUUUUAUCGUGUUUUUAAUGUUGUGUUGGGAGCUGCCCAGAGUGGCUGGGGUAUAAAUACAUAAAUAAUAAUAAUAAUAAUAAUAAUUGCACCUCACACGAGUGCUUUGAAGUGGGGCGAUUUUCUAAUGCUUGAAUGUUGAAUUAACUCUUCUUCAGGCAGGUUCAUCCUUGAAUCAGUAUUUUCAGCAGGCCUAGAUCUCGUCCCCUCCCCUCCCCAACCAUAUUUUAUUACACCAUGUGUAAGCACUGUUCUUCCUCUCUUCUUCUCUUCUGAGAUCAUUUCUGAGUAUUAAGCCGCGGUUUCCCAUUACACCUGAACUGGGAAACUCAGAGCACUGCUCCUAGCCAGAAAGGAUAUGAAACCACUCACUAACCCUGGUUUCAUAUCCUGUUUUAUAAAUGGAAAUUAAACCAUAGUUUCCGUAUUCGGAAUUAAGGGGAAACACUGCCAAUAAGACUUGAUUGAUGUGCUGAAGCUGAGUGAGGAUUGACAAUGAAAGAUGUGGUCACAACACAUGCUCUCAGUUUAAUAAACCAUAAUUCUGGACUAGGAUUAUAAUCUUUGAACUACAUCAGUUCCACCUCUUGAUUAUUAUUAUUUUUUUGUUCUUUUGUCUUGGGUAACACAGCACUGUAUACAACUGCUGUUAUAUUGGUGCAUAAAUCUGAUUGGCUGUGCUGUUACAUGUGAUUUAAUUUACUGAAAGUUUGGUGGCCUUGCAUCAUGUAUUGCACGAAACCAUGGCCAUUCUUGCUAUGUGAUGUUCAGCUGGGCAUGUGGAACCACUUGAUCUUAUUAAUUCAUUGCUGAAGUUAGAAAGCAAAGCUGACAGUGAGGAAAUGGCCCAAUACUGAUUUUCCACAGCAUUUGAUUAAAUGGGGGGAGAAACCACCUAUCCCAUAAAGUUGAAUUCUCCAUACAAAGUGUAACACCACAAAACAUUGGCACAACUCUUGUUUGUUGAGUAAUUUAUAACAGCGAAUUUACAACUACCUUCAUCUUCUGUUCCAGCCAAACCACGAGCAGAGUUGGGAGAGAAAGGGAAAAUGUUGUUAGAGUGCAUCCAGACAAUUGAUUAUUUGCUAGCUGGGUGUAUUCUAUACCCCCAUCCCGCUGAAUACAAAGGAAUUGAUAUUUAUCCCCCCCCCCAAAAACCCCUCCCUCCUGUUACCAAUUGGAUUAGAACAGGGGUUGUCAACCCUUUGGGGCCUAUAGGUAGAGCUGGCCCAGGACAUUUUGACUCCUGAGGUAAACCACAACCCCCAGCCAAAAAGGGAAGAAGGAGUAAAUGGAGAUCUACAUCAGGAACGGAGGGGAUAAAGAUCUACAUUGUGGCACCAAAACUGCCUUCUAUUUGCCAAGAGGUUACUGUGGAGGAGCUGCCAAGAAGGCAACGGAUCUGGUCUCCAAGGAGCAUGCCACAGCUGUUGCUGCUACCGUGGCAGCAGCAGCAGGUGAUGCAUUUCUUGGAAGCCAGAUCUGCUGCCCCAAGGAUCCUGCCAUCUGAGGCGGGCGCCUCACCUUGCCUCAUGGGUAGGCUGCCCCUGCCUGUGGGCAUACAGUGGUACCUCGGGUUAAGAACUUAAUUCGUUCUGGAGGUCCAUUCUUAACCUGAAACUGUUCUUUUUAAAAAUAUUUUAUUAUUAAAAUAAUUCAACAUUACAGUGGUACCUCAGGUUAAGAACUUAAUUUGUUCCAGAGGUCCGUACUUAACCUGAAACUGUUCUUAACCUGAAGCACCACUUUAGCUAAUGGGGCCUCCUGCUGCUGCCACACCGCCGGAGCACAAUUUCUGUUCUCAUCCUGAAGCAAAGUUCUUAACCCAAGGUAAUAUUUCUGGGUUAGCAGAGUCUGUAACCUGAAGCGUAUUUAACCUGAAGCGUAUGUAACCCGAGGUACCACUGUAGUCAUUUUGGUGGUAGGACCCUGAUUAUGGCCAUAGCAACACCUCUGCAGAAAAUCAAACCAAAAUAAUCCAGGCGAGAGUUACCUUCAAAAAAGAGGGUCCCAUCAUCUUCAAUACGCAGUGGACACAUCUGAAUUAUAUCAGCCAUCUUUGCUCUAGGAGUGGGGUAGGAGGAAGAAAAGGGUUAAUAAUAUGUAUCGGUUCUCUAAAGAGUGUUCCAAGGUACAUGAUGCCUUUCUGCUUCCAUGCUCAGGUGCUCCACAAUGUAGUGUGGCAGAACUGUUAGGGAGACACACACAGAAUUCAGGCAGCUGGAAUUAGUACCAUGGCUGCUGACCAAUGAAAGGGUUUUUGGGAGCUGUAGUCCAUAACGCACGGAGGGCACAGAGUUGGUGAAGAUCUGCACAAAGCGAGUUGUGAGGGAUGUAGUGGCUGCAUAUUUCUUGUGAAAACUAUGAAUGAAGAUUUCCUACUUCUCUGCCGCAGAACACUGACCUUUCUUGUUUGCAAUGACACCACUAGAUUAUUAAUAAUAAUUUACAUAGUCCAGAAAUGUAAUGCAUACACAAAUAAUGUAAAAAAGGUAAAGGACCCCUGGACAGUUAAGUCCAGUCAAAGGCGACUAUGGGGUUGCGGCGCUCAUCUCGCUUCAGGCCGAAGGAGCAGGCGUUUGUCCACAGACAGCUUUCCGCGUCGUGGCCAGCAUGACUAAACCGCUUCUGACGCAACAGGACACUGUGACAAGUGCCAGAACGCACGAAAACGCCGCUGCUGCAGUACCUAUUUAUCUACUUGCACUUUGACAUGCUUUCGAAUUGCUAGGUUGGGAGGAGCUGGGACAGAGCAACGGGAGCUCACCUCGUCACAGGGAUUCAAACAGUUGACCUUCCUAUCAGCAAGCCCAAGAGGCUCAGUGGUUUAGACCACAGUGCCACCUGCGUCCCUUCAAAUAAUGUAUCUUGAUGCCGUAGGUGUCCUCUUUGGUAUCCUAUUGAAGCUGAAUUGUUGUCUGAUGUUCAAAAAAUAUGGUAAACUUUCCCCAUCCCUUUAUCUCCUUGCUAGGAAAAUCUUCCCAAAGUAAGCUAGUGCAGAAGUUUAUGAUACAAUACGAUACAAUACAAUACAAUACAAUAUCUUUAUUGUCAUUGUCCCAUACAGAACAACGAAAUUGAAAAAUCUACAUAAGACAUUCCAAACCCAACAAGCCUGCUAUCCCAGCUAUCCCAACCUGGUUAGCCCCCUAAAAACUCUGAUAUCCCAUUUUUAAAUACAAUAUACUCCCAUAGAGACUCCUUACAAUGCGUUUAAAACCAAAAUCGUAUUUGGGUAGAAACUGUUUCUCAGGCGGCUAGUCCUAGUCUUUAUAACCCUGUACCUUCUUCCAGGAGGCAGAAGCUGAAAGAAAUCAUUUCCGGGGUGCGCACUAUCCUGCGCUAUCUCUGCAGCUUUCUUAUGGCACCUGGAAGCAUAGAUUUGAUCCAAGGUGGGAAGAGUGCACCCACCUUGGUUCCUUGUGGCAAUACUCUAUGGUUCCUUGUGGCAAUACUCCAGUUGUUACCCCAUCCUCAAUACUUGACAACUGUGCCCACUACAGCUGCAAGGCUGGUUUACUUCCGGUAGGGAUAUCUUUAGGGAUGUCAAUGAAGCAGAUUGCAAUCCAAGAGGCUGUGUCUUAGCAGCAUCCUCUUUGCAUAGCUGUCAACUUACAGAUUUGAAAAUAAGGGACCAGCAGCCUCAAAAAUAAGGGAUCAGCAGCCAAAAUAAGGGAUUUUAGUCAACCAGCUCCCGAGCCAAAGGCAGAAAGCCCAGCCAGCAGCCAAACGAAGCCUCAAGUGGUGGUUCCCACAGUGCAGCAACCCAGCAAAGGGGAUGCAGCAAGGAAAACCACCGUCACCUCUCCGCUGGGAAGCGCUGAGCAAAGGCGAGCCCCCAGGCAACGCACACAAGGCAUGCAAGCUCCACCCCCCAGUCGUUCUUAGACUCCUUAUUGGGUGAGCAACGCAGCCAAGCAACACAGUUGGAGCCUCCCUCCUCCCUGGCCAGCAGAGAGGAGCUGCUUCCUUUGAAACCCUGGAAAUUUAAGGGACAUCAUCAAUAAGAGACAGCAGUGGGACACAGCGCUGGGAUAAGGGACUUUCCCGCCAAAUAAGGGACAGUUGACAGCUAUGCCUCUGUGAGGGAUUCUGGGGCGCCCCUCUUGUGUUUGGGGGAGACAGAGGCUGGUGGCCCCGCCUAGCUGUGCCCAGCUCCGCACCCACUUCUUGCAGAGUAGAUGGAUUGACUUAGCGGUCCCAGGUCCCCCUUUCUUAGCAGCUCCUGACAGAUUUCCAAGCUGCAGCCUCAGGACUGGCUUCCUUUGCAACCCAGACCUUCAUUGGCCCUAAAGUACCAGCCCCAGGCAGGAGGCCAAGCUAGGAAGGGUGCCCUGUUGCCCCUCUUGCACACAGCCAGGCAGCCACCCACAUCAUCGCAGCGCCAGGCUGCCCAUCCUCACCUACCUGCCUCCUGCGCAGCCCAAGAUCCGACGGCAACCGAGUCAGCUGAACCUUCACAAGCGACUGGGGAAGUAGUGGCUGAGGUCUGAGUAAAUGUGGAUGAUGCAGAAGAACAGCCAAGCUGGGCGGUGCGUGGAGAGGAAGGGAGGAACAGACAGGAAAGCAGUGCACCAGACCAGACAGUUUUACCACCAACCAUAUGACGUUUUUUAUUGGGUUGUACAGUGCUGUAAUUGAGGAAGGGCUACUGUGGCUCAGUAGCUGCCAUGCACGUAAGAAGGUCCCAGGUUCUUGGCAUUUCCAGGCGGAGCUGGGAAAGGAAAAUGAGCAGCAAGAUUGCAUCCACUCAAACAGAACCAUUACUGUUGAAAAUAAGAAAACUGGAGGGCGGUUGGAGGGGAGUUAAGCAGAAACUGGGUAUGUGUGGAAGGACUGCCAAGUCAGUUCAUCUAUGCUACUCUCAAACCACAUUCCUGGCCUCUACUUAGAAUUAUUUGACUCAACGUUUAUGGCAUUUGUGUAUGGUUGGUGUGUAUGGUUGGUGUGUCUCCAAAAACAAAGGUGAACCUGAUAGCCUUAUAGCCUGUAGUAGAGAGUCCUGAUUUAGAUGCACCAAUGGUCUGACUACCUGUUUAAGGUAGCUUUUUUAGGUUCCUUCCUAUCUUUCUGGACUUCCUUGAAAAAAGAGAAAAAAAUGCUUCAAAUAACUUAAUAAAUAUAACUACAAAGACAUGAUUUGGAGUUGAACAAGUAUGCCCCCCUCAAUCUUUUCUCUUUAUCCCAAAACUCAAGAAUCAAGAAUGCUCACGCCUCAUUUCUCUUUGUAAUAUAUAAAAUUAUGAGUAGCUUAUUUCUCAGCAGUGGCAAUGGAGCAGAUGCCUCUCGGACCAGGAAAGCCUGUGCACUCUGUCCAUGCUCAGUGACGCUUUUUAUUUGCUCCUGAGUUGUGCUCUGGCAUUGAAUGUAGGUUCUGGCUGUGUCCAUCUGGGAUUGAGCCUUGGCUCCAAGUCCUUCACUUCAGAAGUCGGCAUUUUGGGCUGUAUGGAUCUUUGAAACCUUUUCUAAUUCUUUAAUAAUGCAUCACUUAUUUAUUCAUUCACAGGUCUCUGCAAACUGUUUGCAUCUUUUUAGCUCAUUUUCCAGAAAUGGAGCCUCAAUCACCUCAAGGAUGUCCCACAACAGCUGAGGUGUCAGUAAAUAGCAGAGCAAUAGUCCUUUAGUUCCCAUUUUAAUUCUUCAAACACUAACAACAUUCCCUUUCUUCCUACUUUACUACAGAAACAGUGUAUGCCCUUAACUGUACAUGAAGAGUUCCUAGUCACAGUAAACUUUUCAGGAUGAUUAAAAACCUCCAUAGUUCUUUAGCUUAACAACCUUGAGUAUUAACAGGCAAUCUAAUUUAAUUUUAAUCAGUUUAAAUAACUCACUUCACAAAUGCUCAGCCGGAAUAAGAUGCCGAACUAGAAGGGCUGUUUUAUUUAACAACAAAAAUAUUAUCAAACUUAUGCAUAGAUUAUUAUUAUUUAAAUGGAGACAUUUACUGAUAGUUGGUUCUCUGAGCAUCAAUAAGGAGUUUGAUGUGAACAAUUAUACAUUCCAAUAAUAAUAAUAAUAAUAAUAAUAAUAAUAAUAAUAAUAAAUAAAAUAAAAUAAAAUAAAAUAAAAUAAAAUAAAAUAAAAUAAAAUAAAAUAUUUAUAUCCCGUCCUCCCCAGCCAAAGCAGGGCUAACAACAAUAAAAGUAACACAGCAUUCUAAAAUCAAUUCAUUUUAAAAUCAAUUCAAAAUCAAAUUAAAUUAAUGGCAACCAUUGGGCUAGAGUUCUGUGAAGAUUACCAAAGGAGGGGGUCAGACUGUGCCUUGGCCAAAGGCCUGGUGGAACAGCUCUGUCUUGCAGACCCUGUGGAAAGAUGUCAGGUCCUACAGCGCCCUAGUCUCUUGUGGCAGAGAGUUCCACCAGAUCGGGGCCAUGGCCGAAAAAGCCCUGGCUCUGGUUGAGGCCAGCCUAACCUCCCUGUGGCCCGGGACCAACAAUAUGUUUUUGUUUGAAGACUGUAAGGUCCUCCGUGGGGCAUACCAGGAGAGACGGUCCCGUAGGUAUGAGGGUCCUAGGCCGUAUAGGGCUUUAAAUGUUAAAACCAGCACCUUAAACCUGAUCCUGUACUCCACUGGGAGCCAGUACAGUUGGUAUAGCACUGGGUGAAUGUGAUCCCACGGCGAGAACCCCGUAAGGAGUCUCGCUGAGCCAUUCUGCACCUGCUGUAGUUUCUGGGUCAGUCUCAAGGGCAGCCCCACGUAGAGUGAGUUACAAUAAUCAAGUCUAGAGGUGACCAUUGCGUGGAUCACAGUGGCUAGGUCAGGGCGAGAGAGGUAAGGAGCCAACUGCUUAGCUUGGCGGAGAUGAAAAAAUGCCGCCUUUGUUAUAGCUGCAAUCUGCGUCUCCAUGGCAAACAAAUUAUGCAAUUUCAUGAGAAAAAAUAAGUAAGACAGGGAAUGUACUGCUCCCACAAGGCCACAGGUGAAUAACAUGCCCAUUUGUUUGCCUUUGGGAAAAACUGGAGUUUGUAUUUAUGUCUCUUAACAUAAAUGCCCAGACUUUUCUACUUCUUUAUCUGUCUUUGGAAUUAAAACCAUGCUUCUCAAAAGAACAAGAAACUGUAACUAUUUCCCUUAAAAAAAGAUAUUUAAAUUUUUGAGUAUUUUUUUGAGGCAGGCUAUUCAUGCAAAUAAAUGAUUAAAGUAAGAGGUGUCAAUUUGCUCAGGUGCUUGUUUUGAUAGCCUAAUCUAUUUUAGCAUACCCCAUUCACUUUUCAUAAGUGAUGAAAGUAAUAGUUAAUAGCACAGUCCUAACCAUGUCUACUCAAAAGUAAGUCCCAUUGAAUGCACUGUGGUUUAUUUCCAGGUAACAUGGGUAGUAUUUUGCAGCCUAGGUGCUAAGGAGUUAGGUAUUUGCUCAAAGGAUAUGCCAAAUUUGUGUUCAUGAUGGCAACUGGAUAUGCUAAAUAGGUUAGAGUAGAAUGUCAGUUGGGACGUGGGUGGCACUGGGGGUUAAACCACAGAGCCGAUCAGAAGGCCGGCGGUUCAAAUCCCCGUGACGGAGUGAGCUCCCAUUGCUCAGUCCCUGCUCCUUCCAACCUAGCAGUUCGAAAGCAUGAAGUGCAAGUAGAUAAAUAGGUACCGCUCCAGCGGGAAGGUAAACGGCUUUUCUGUGCGCUGCUCUGGUUUGCCAGAAGUGGCUUAGUCAUGCUGGCCACAUGACCCGGAAGCUGUACGCCGGCUCCCUCGGCCAAUAAAGCGAGAUGAGCGCAGCAACCCCAGAGUCGGCCAUGACUGGACCUAAUGGUCAGGGGUUCCUUUACCCUUACCUUAGAAUGUCAGUCUAAGUCAUUUUGUACCACUGAUGUCAGUGUGAUUAUGUUUCACUACUACCCAUUGCGUCAUGGAGGAAAUAUUACCGGAAUAAAAGGUUCAGCAUCCUAACAAGGAACUGGAAGAAGGAGAGGAAGUAGCUGGGUUUUUUGGGUGUUUGCAGUGCCCACAGUUUGUCCAGGAAGUAUCAGUAUGUUGUGGCGGCAUUGUGUGGGAAAACUGCAUUUGCAGAGUGGAAGGGUGAUUCAUAAGAAUUGGGAAGUGGGAACCCUGCCCUCACUCCCUUGACUUACUGGUAGGUAUAUUUAAAACCUGUAAUCAAAUCACUGGUCUGUCUCUAGGCCAGUGAAAAAACUUGUCUCUAAGAUUCCUGUGUUUCCAGGAGACUCCCUAUUGAAAUCAAUUUAGUAUUAGGAAAUUUGGUGUCCUCAUUCAGUUCAGUAUAAUAACAGCUGAUGCCAGAUAUUCUGCUCAUUUGUUGGAAACUUUAAUUUUCCUUCAGUAUUUGCAUUUACUAUUAUAAUUAUAUUGGCCCUGCCUCUUGGCUGGACACUUUUUCCACAGUUUUGUAACUUGGUAAAUUAUCCAGCUGAGAGACUGUUUAAAAUCCAUUUGAAAGCAUCUUUAAUGGCAGGGAGGCUGUUUUACCACUGUAUUAAGUUUUCAAAUUACCGUAUUUUUCGCCCUAUAGGACGCACCGGCCCAUAGGACGCACCUAGUUUUUUGGGGGGGGGGGAAUAAAGAAAAAAAAAUUUAUUCCGCCCCCCCAGCCGCAGCUUCAGUGCACCCAGGCACUGAAUGGAUGUCUGCCCGAAGCGCGGGGUGUUCUGCUGCAGCGCACCCCGUGCUCCGGGCAGCAGGCUGCUAUCCACAGCCUAGGGAGCCCUGCGGGAACUCCCGCAGGCUCCCCAGGCUUGCUGAUAGCUUCCUGAAGCCUGGAGAGCGAGAGGGGUCGGUGCGCACUGACCCUUCUCGCUCUCCAAGCUUCAGCGAAAGCCUGCAUUCGCCCCAUAGGACGCACACAGAUUUCCCCUUCAUUUUUUGGAGGGGAAAAAGUGCGUCCUAUAGGGUGAAAAAUACGGUAGUUUAAAAUACUGCUUUCCUAUUCAGGUCUUAAUAAGCAUCAUUUACCAUUGGUUGGAAGUGUCUGAAUCAUAUGACAUGUCUAAUUUUUCUUCAGGGCCUUCUAGCAGAGAAUUCUGCCGCAGUAUGAGGUUGCAGGGUUGUAUUAUUAUUUGUUAAAUUUAUAUAUAGUUUUUGGCAUUCAUUCUCUCAUUUUCUUUCUAGAUGCAAAUCUUUUUACAUAACUUUAUUAACUACAUUCUCAUGUGCUUAGAAGCCCAAUCUUAAAUGCCACUUACACACCUGGUAGUAACUUGCUAUGGUAGUACAGUUAACAAAUAGCAUGACGUUAAUGAUUUGUCACAGUUAUGGUACAAAAUAUGCUAUCCGUACAUAUGUUACCGCAAGGAAUUCUUUGCAACAUCGAUCUGUAAACAUUCUGUUACUCAAGUGUGCAUCGGAAUACAACCUGAAAUAAUACCAGUAAAACCAACUUAAAAGAAAUUAAACUAAAGCAAUUUCAAAUGAAAUUAUUACAAAUUACACUUAGGCAGAAAUUAAUUCAAAGAAAUAGCAGAUGUAAUGCGAUUCUAAGAUAAAGUAUAAAUUUGCUAGUAGAAAGAGAUUAAUGGAGAAUAGUGUUCCAGCUGGACACUAUCAGGCAAUAUAUAUUUGGAGAAAAAUAUAACUAUGAUGUUGGCUUGAGUGGAAAAACCAUACAAACUCCAGAUGACCCUUGCUGGAGCUAUGAAGUUGGUCUGGGUCGGUCAAUACUUGAAUGAGGAACCGCCUGGAAGCUCCAUGUAUAUUGUUUUAAAACAAAUACAACGAAUUGACAGCAACCCUGAAAUGACACAGACUGCCCUCCUUAUGACAAUCAAAAGGCAGAAACAACCAUUCUGGGCCCAAAUACUUCCUUUUAUCUUACUUUUCAGAACCACCACUCUACUCUCUCUGGAAUGUAUCUAUGGAGAUUUACCUCCCAAAGGUCACCCGUUAUCAAAUCCAUAACCACAUAUAUUGUUUUACAUCUAUCUAGCCUUACAGUGGUACCUCGGGUUAAGUACUUAAUUCGUUCCGGAGGUCCGUACUUAACCUGAAAUUGUUCUUAACCUGAGGUACCACUUUAGCUAAUGGGGCCUCCUGCUGCCGCCGCGCCGCUGGAGCAUGAUUUCUGUUCUCAUCCUGAAGCAAAGUUCUUAACCUGAAGCACUAUUUCUGGGUUAGCGGAGUCUGUAACCUGAAGCGUAUGUAACCUGAAGCGUAUGUAACCCGAGGUACCACUGUAUUUACUUAUAACCUGUGAGAUUACGCCUUUAACCACAUGCUUUAACCAUAGUUUGGGGAAAUUGUUUGGCACAUCUUUGAACACUUCUCUGCAGAAUCUGAUGUUUUUUAUCCCUCAUAUGCCUCCCAUUUUAUAUAUCUUCUCCAUUUUGAAAGCAAAUCAAAGAAGCAGCCCAUAGAAAACUGAACUGGGUUUAGGGUUGUUGCAUCUAUCUAUCUAUCAUCUAUCUGUCUGUCUAUCUAUCUAUCUAUCUAUCUAUCUAUCUAUCUAUCUGGGAUUUAUUUUUGUCCUGCUCUUCAGGCAAAAAAGGCUCCCAGAGCAGCUUACACAUAUCACUGAGAAGCUAGUCCCUGCCCACAGGCUUACAGUUUAAAAGACGUGACACAAAAGGAAGGGUUAUUGGGAGGGAGGAAGAAAAAAGCAAGUUCUUCAUUAGCUAUAUUGCCCACCCAACCCUUUCUGCUACUUGGAUGUGAAGCGACAGCAGCUGUGGGACACUCUUUAUAUUUAUGAGAUAGUGAAGGAGAACCCCACCCCUGUAACUGUCAUUUUCUGCAAAGGGCCUGGGAGACAAUAUUAAGAGUGGGAGAGAAAAACAGAUAAGAGGCCCUAACUGUGAGAUAACCAGCCUCAUAUAACCAACAUGCUUUAAGUCUAAUUAAGGCGUGAAUGGCUUAGCUAUGUCCACUUCCCUUACCUUGGGAAGAAAUGAGUAAUCAAGCCUACUGUUCAACCCCCAACCAACCUGAGCACAGCAUGUAAAGAGGCUAAGUUGGUUGCUCCAGUUUAGCUGCAUGGCUCUCAGAAGCCACUCUUGAGUUCAUUUACCAGUAAUUUUGGAACUCUCACCACUGUAACUAAGCCAAGUUUUACUGCCUGUGUAACUUCUUCUGAAUGCUGUAUGGAAAAGCACAUGAAUCUGACCGACAGAAUUUGUAAGUAAGCCAUUUGUAACCAAAUAUUUGGUCUUUCUCCAUGCUAGGGGAAGAGGGAAGUUUUGGAACUCAUAAGGGCAUAUUUGAAAGAUCUAAUAGCCUAUAUUUCCACACAUUACUUUGCUGCAUAUUUUGUGAUUUUAAAUCUCUGUUGGGGUUCUCUCACCAAAGAGUACGUCUGUGCUGCUUUCCAUUCGCAUGAAUCCCAAAGUGCCUUACAAGCAAUAAAUAACAAUAACAAAACAAAACACCACAAGUACAGCAUAAAUCAUAUAAUUAACAAAACGUCAAUAAAACAAUUACGAUCUAUUAGCAAAGCAGCAGCUAAGAAAUAGGCUAAACAUCACAAUUACAGCAUAAGUGUACAAAUGUUUAAGAGUGGGAGUAUAAAAUGAAUAAUUACCGUAUUUUUUGCACCAUAACACUCACUUUUUUCCUCCUAGAAAGUAAGGGGAAAUGUCUGUGCGUGUUAUGGAGUGAAUGUCUACGGAUGGCGGGGGGAUCUGCUGCAGUCGUGAGCAGAGGAUCCAUGGUUCCCCUUUGUAGCAGGAACCCCCCACCCCAAUCAUUCAGUUUGUACAAACUUCACACACUCACACUCACACACUACAUAUGCCACACUUCUGUUAUAAAUUCAUAGAAAAAUCAACCAUACAUCGGAUUUGCACUGUUCCAUUUUUAUUUUACUCCAUAUGACAAGGACUAUCAAAGGGGGGUGGCUUGGUUCUGGUCAGCCAUAAUCCCUUCACCAUCCCAGCACAUCCACAGGAGCCCUGCCCAGUUGCUAUGCCAACCCUGAUGGUCCUAGACAGAAGACCAUCAAGAUCACAAAGAACUUGCAUAUGGGAGUGGAUUCAGCAUGGACUGAAACAAAGGACAAUGAUCAGAUCUUCCUCUGGGGGCAGGAAACUGCCAACUCCCUUUGUCUCCUGGAAGUGACUCAUGGGGAGGGGGAAAGGAGGAACCAGCCAGGUGACAGGACACUCAGGUUACCACCACAACUCCUCCCUCAACCCCUCCUUUCUGUAAUGUAUGCAUGAUGUUUCUGGGGGUGGGCUUGACCUAGAGGAUGGGAAUUUCAAAAGUUUUUAUAAGGUCUUGCACACCAUCUUUCUGGGUCUUUCCUCUCUCUCGCAAGUGAGGGGAACACCCUAUUGCAACAGUUCAAUAAAGGCCAAGCCUACAGGCUGCUGUUUUGCUCCAAGUUAUCCUGGUUGGUGUCUUUGUUUUUGUCCAAGGGAGCCCUCAGAUUUUUCCGGUAACACCUUCCUUCCCUUCUCCGUGGCUCGCUUUGAAACAGCAAAGCAGGAGAAGAGCCGCUGAGUGGGGAGGAGAGAGGGACAGAGAGCCUGCUUGCUUUAAAGGAGCAAAGCGGGAGAGGAGAGGAGCCGCUUACACGGGUCACCCUAAAUUCACCAUCAGAUCACAUAGCAUGUCCAUGGCUACAGCUUGCACCAAAAAAUCACGCACCCACUGUUGCCUGGGGCUGCAGUGGUGCAAAAACGUGGUUACAAAGCAUGGAUCCACAUGGAUCUUCAGGAUUUUUGCAUUGGGCUACUCCAAACUCACUGUCAGAUCACAUGUCUGUGGCCCCAGCAUGAACCACAAAAAUCAUACAUCCACUGUUUCGUUUAGAUUUUUUUUUCUUUUCUUGUUUUCCUCCUCUAAAAACUACGUGCGUGUUAUGGUUGGGUGCGUGUUAUAGAGCGAAAAAUACGGUAGUUUUCACUUGCAAAGACUGUAUAUUUGGGUUGCUAAUGAGACAAUGUUUUCAGCCAUUAGAAGUCUAAGCUUUUGGAAUAGUUUUCCUGGCAUAUUGAUAGGAAGGAGAAAAACGAGAGCUGGAUACAAUUGGAAGAAUAUUUUUGGACCAGUGACUAGGGUUUCUUUCAAACUCUAAGAGCUGGACAGCUAUGCGGUAAUGGUUUUGUCAGCAACAAUUCUGCUAAGAUGUGUCUUGUGCGCAACAAUUCUCUGUUUAACAAAUAUAUUUUAAUUGUGUAACGAUAGAAUGAUGUCAUACUUGCUGGCAGAAGAAAAAUUAGGCAACAUUUUAAACUAAGAAAUAUUGCUGUAGCGUUAGCUUAUUCUUCUGCCUUCUGCCAUUUCCUCUUCUUCUGACUCAUUUGUUUCUGGAAUGAUUUUUUUAUUUGUUUAAUCAGCUGUAUGUUUGGUAACAUGCCACAAAAGCACACCCUCCAUCUCCAUACGGGUUAUUCUGCAAUAAUUGACAAAUACAGUAAAUCCCUUACUUGCAAUAGUUAGCAAUGCAGGUAAGGUUUUCCCACCCAAUAAGCAUAUAGAAACAUGCUGAAUCGCCAUUUUUUUGUUACAGUGCUGAUGACGAUGCAGCCUAGAAUUGAAUUAGCUUUGUCCAUGACUUUGUGUAUGACUAAGAUAGCAGACAAGACAACGCUUUGUGUGUACAAGGCAAUUAAAUGUGUAGGAUAAAGGGAGACCUGGGCUGGCUCUCAAUUUUUUCCAUACUUCAUAAACAGGUACAGUGGUACCUCGGGUUACAUACGCUUCAGGUUACACACGCUUCAGGUUACAGACUCCACUAACCCAGAAAUAGUGCUUCAGGUUAAGAACAUCUCAGGAUGAGAACAGAAAUUGUGCUUCGGCGGCACAGCCCCAUUAGCUGAAUGAAGUGGUGCUUCAGGUUAAGAACAGUUUCAGGUUAAGAACAGAUCUCCAGAACGAAUUAAGUACUUAACCCGAGGUACCACUGUAUAUAAUUCAAAAGGGACUCAAACCAGUUUAGAAAGAGAGUGACUGUAAGAAAAGGAAAAGAAGAAAUAUGAAGGUAACAUCUUUCUAGGAAUUUUGUGUAUAGAAUAUUCAAAUUAUGGUUUGUACUCCUUAAAUAAUGUUGUGUAUUUGAUAAUUUCUUUUCUUUUCGAUUUCUUUCCUUUUUCUUUUUUAAAUCUCUAAAAUUUUCUUUUAUGUAUUUUUUUCUUUUUAGUAUAUGUGGUUUAGGAUCAACUUAUUCUUUUCUCCUGUCAAUUUUAAAAAUGCAACAAAGAUGAAUACAGUGGUACCUCGGGUUACAUACGCUUCAGGUUACAUACGCUUCAGGUUACAGACUCCGCUAACCCAAAAAUAUUACUUCAGGUUAAGAACUUUGCUUCAGGAUGAGAACAGAAAUCGUGUGGCGGCGGCGCAGUGGCAGCGGGAGGCCCCAUUAGCUAUAGUGGUGCUUCAGGUUAAGAACAGUUUCAGGUUAAGAACAGACCUCCAGAACGAAUUAAGUUCUUAACCUGAGGUACCACCGUAAUAAUAAUAAUAGUAAUAAUUUAAAAAUAUAAUUCAAAAGCGGCACCCAAAAGCUUGCCCCAAAUAAGACCCCUUUAAAGGCAGUUCGCCCCGUUAUUCUGCUCUGACUUUGCCUUCCACCAGACUGAGGGGGAAAGGAAAGACAACGUCUUCCCGCCAAAACGGCCAAAGCAGGACCCUCACCUCGUCCAGCCCAUUCCCCACGUCUCAGGGCGGGAAGCAAGGGAGCAGCAAUGGCUCCUUCCAUUUCUUCCAUCAUCACCAGCACCCUGAGGGAGGUGCCGGGUGCUGUGAGGGGGGAAAGGCAGCACAUUCAUAUAUGGGGUGUGGGAACUGUGGAACCAAAACACACACACACACACACACACAUAUGGAGAUGCUGAAAGUUAAAGGGCAUCCAUUGCGGGGAUGUUUAGAUUUACUUUUUAAAAAAUAUAUAUAUAUAUUUUUAUUGCCCCAUUUCCACGUAACAAAUUAUCAAACCAUAUCAUCACCUACAUAAUUUCCCCCCUUUCCCCCUCCCCCACACCAAGGACUUCCCUCCGUUCCUCUCCCUGAUUUCGCUGCACAUAUUUUCUCUGCAUAUUAUAAAAUUGUAUAUAUCCUUGCAUAUCUGUCCAUCAUGUUAUCAACAAUAAAUUUGUGUGUGUUUAUUCAAAACCUGCCAAGGAGUCCAGUUCAUUUUGUUGUGUUUUUAAAUAAUUUGUGUAAAGUUCCCAUUCCUCCUUGAAGUCACAGUUGUCCUUGUCUCGCAAUUUGUAUGUCGAUUUGGCCAGUUCUGCAUAGUUCAUCAAUUUCUCUUGCCACUGUUCUUUUGUCCGGGUUUCCUCAUUCUUCCAUCCUUGUGCUAUCAAGACUCAUGCUGGAUGUUUAGAUUUACUAAUCCCCCACAGCCACACCUCUUUCAAUGUGGGUGAGGGAUUAAUUUGUCCCUGGUGUUUGGAGCUCUAAGCAACAUUUGGCGGUGGUGCUUUAAAACAGGGUCCUUUAUUGUGUGGGGAGUUGGAGCUCAAUUUCUGUUGCUGCUGCUGCUCUGUUCUAAAUCUGUUAAGCGCUGAGGAACGAGGAACAGCUUAUUGAAAAGAAAUGGUUUCCUUUAAAAUAAAAGGCAUCUAGUCCUUGUAUUCCUUCCUCACCCCUUUGUCGGGGUUCACUGUGUGUGGUAAUGGUGCUGGUAAAGCUGUCAAACAACAACAACAAUCCCUCAGUGUCCUGCUCUAAAUGUGAUACUCAUUUACCUGGGAGUAAGUCCCAUUGCACUUAGUGUGGCAUAGUACUGAAGUGAUACGUAGACAAUUGUUCUGUAUGCCUGCAAUGCUAAGCACAUAAGAUGUAUAGCUUAUCUUAUUAUUUUUUUCGCAAUAUUCCUAUACUGUUUUAUGGUCGUAAACUCUUCCAGCAGUUUGUGAUGAGAUCAACAUAAUGUAAUUGAUGCGUUUGCUGACGAUUGGCUGGGGUGUGUGAGAAACAAAACUUGCGUGGCGAGUUCCCGCCUCCCCCCUCAGAAAUAAAGACACGAGACACAAGAAUUCGAGUUAAUGGGUCAAAUUAGGCCACAACUUUAUUGAUUACAGGAAUUGAGCGGUAUUGGCUUAGGCAUUGGUCCUAACAACUGUUACCGGAAAAAUCCGAAGGCUCCCUUGGACAAAAUAAAGACACCAACCAGGAUAACUUGGAGCAAAACAGCAGCCUGUAGGCUUGGCCUUUAUUGAACUGUUGCAACAGGGUGUUCCCCUCACUUGCGAGAGAGAGGAAAGACCCAGAAAGAUGGUGCGCAAGACCUUAUAAAAACUUUUGAAAUUCCCAUCCUCUAGGUCAAGCCCACCCCCAGAAACAUCAUGCAUACAUUACAGAAAGGAGGGGUUGAGGGAGGAGUUGUGGUAACCUGAGUGUCCUGUCACCUGGCUGGUUCCUCCUUUCCCCCUCCCCAUGAGUCACUUCCAGGAGACAAAGGGGAGUUGGCAGUUUCCUGCCCCCAGAGGGAAGAUCUGAUCAUUGUCCUUUGUUUCAGUCCAUGCUGAAUCCACUCCCAUAUGCAAGUUCUUUGUGAUCUUGAUGGUCUAGGACCAUCAGGGUUGGCAUAGCAACUGGGCAGGGCUCCUGUGGAUGUGCUGGGAUGGUGAAGGGAUUAUGGCUGACCAGAACCAAGCCACCCCCCUUUGAUAGUCCUUGUCAUAUGGAGUAAAAUAAAAAUGGAACAGUGCAAAUCCGAUGUAUGGUUGAUUUUUCUAUGAAUUUAUAACAGAAGUGUGGCAUAUGUAGUGUGUGAGUGUGAGUGUGUGAAGUUUGUACAAACUGAAUGAUUGGGGUGGGGGGUUCCUGCUACACAACUAACCAGCUUCAGCCUGCCUGCUUGAAGGCCGGUGAGGGUUAACCACCAGUAGAGGGAGUCCUGCUGAGGCACGUCAACUAGGACCUCCCCCCGGGGUCACGCCGUGGGCCCACACCUCCAUAGACUUAGGACAAGGCCACGCCCCCCGGAAUCCUUUACCGGACCAACCUUUGAUUUGGGAGAAGGUGAUGGCGCUACCUUCCCCCCUCUUCAUUUGCAUAACAAUAAAACAGUACCCCUACCAAUGCCUAACCGCCACUCGAGCCCAAGCUCGCCGCCAACACACUCAAACCUGUAACCAAUCCCUAAUCCCUAGGAUAAUAUCGUUCACUGCGAUAGGGGAGCGACAAUCUCUCCAAGUGCGCCUUUCCAACAAUGAUGACCACAGAAUGUUAAUACUGGGAUAAGAGGUAAGUAGUUCGUCAAAGUCUCUGAAGAUAUUCCAUUGUAAAUCUAUGGCUUUACGGUAGGCUAAGUCGUUUCCCCCCAGCUGUAUAAUUAAGGCGUCUGGUGGGCCUUCGAUCGCAGCUCUGUUCCUCAUACUCAUUUACCUGGGAGUAAGUCCCAUUGCACUUAGUGUGGCAUAGUACUGAAGUGAUAUGUAGACAAUUGUUCUGUAUGCCUGCAAUGCUAAGUGCAUUUAAUAGGGAGAGAGCCUUACUGAGCUUAAUAAGAUUUAUAGCUUAUCUUAUUAUUUCUUUCGCAAUAUUCCUAUACUGUUUUAUGGUCAUAAACUCUUCCAGCAGUUUGUGAUGAGAUCAACAUAAUGUAAAUGAUGCGUUUGCUUACGAUUGCCUGGGGUGUGUGAGAAACAAAACUUCUAAAAACAAACUUGCCAAUGCUAGAGUAUAGCCAGCAUUUUGCGAAUUUGCCGCAACAAUUACUGUUGUUGGUUACACAUGAAAAUAUGGACAAUGCUUGGCUUCUGGUUCUACUCUGCCUUAAUGGAGGCACCCCUUGGGGGAUGUCGUUGGUGGAGGAAAAACAAGGAUGAUUGGAGGGUAAUUAUUCUGGCUCUCGCUCUGGCAUGGAAGGCGGGAGGCAGGGAGGCGCUGAGUGCAAAAGCACUUCUGCCAAAAACUCUCCAGUGUUGCCAUUAAAAAGCAGAGGUUCUCCUGCUAAUUAGAGUUUAAUUUUAACUAAAGUACAGGUACAUGCUAGAAGAGAUGAGAUCACCAACUGCGGAACAAACCAACUGCAAGGAGUUUAAGGUUUUAACUUGAAAGAAGGACUUCGUUCACUGGGUGGGGGGAGCCUACAGUUUCCUUAUUUACUGUAAAGUUUUCUUCUUUACAUUUAUGAUUUGGCAACCCUCCUCUGAACGUUAGUUCAAAUUAUAUUUGUACAGGCGAGGAUGGAAGAAAUUGGAUUAUAAAUAUGGAAUAUAACAUCAAACGGAACUGUGUGUGUAAAAACAUGAAAAAGGGGGGGAAGCUUUAUUUUGCAAAAGGUUUACGGUGGAAACUUAAAGCUGACUCUUCCCUAUCUUUUCUUAUUUACAAAGUGAACUGAAUAACACUAAGAGGACUUGGAAUUUAAUUUAAUUGGAAGUACAAUUGCUCAUAUAUCUUCAUUUGGAAGGAAGGAUGAAAGGAGUCUGUGAACUGCCAAGGAAUUGACUGCUCUUCCCAGGCUGAGAGGAAAAAUUAUAACAACAGUUUAUUUAUUGGGACAGAGUGAGUUUUGCAGCUGUUGUUAAAGUUGCAAAACAAUGAAGCAUGGGACAGAGUGAGGUAGAAAUUUCUGGAAAAACAAUGGGAUGUCAGCUCCGUCCAAGGCAUGAUGGAUAACAGCAACAACUGGGAAAAGAUAGACAUAACAUUUUACAAGGAGAGGAAGAAACACUACGGACAGAAUAAUUCCCACAUACAGGAAGAACAAGGAUAUAGUUUGAGUUCCUCACUUGUAGUUUUAUAAAUCAUUUAAUGUGUCAGCAUGAAUAGAACUUUAUUUUAAGUACAGUGGUACCUCAGGUUAAGUACUUAAUCUGUUCUGGAGGUCCGUUCUUAACCUGAAGCACCACUUUAGCUAAUGGGGCCUCCCGCUGCCGCCGCGCCCCUCCAUGCAAUUUCUAUUCUCAUCCUGAAGCAAAAUUCUUCACCUGAGGUACUAUUUCUGGAUUAGUGGAGUCUGUAACCUGAAGUGUAUGUAACCUGAAGCGUAUGUAACCCGAGGUACCACUGUAUAGGGUUUUUUGUGUUUAUAUGUAAACUGAGAGAUCAGCGAUGGAUGCCUCCUAUGUUGAGGAGCUCGAAGGAAUCCUGAAAGAAGCUAGUUCUAUAGAAUAUAACAUAAAGGUGAAAAGGGAGAAUCUAACACAGAUUUGCUGCAAUUGCAGACGCUCUAUGAGGUGAACAUGGAUUAUCUGGCAAAUGACCUGAAUUUUAACACACAGGCUGUAUAUUUAGGGUUCUAUCUCUGCUGUACGCUAUUGUAGAACAAAACACCCUCUUAUCUGUUGUAAUACUUGCAUAUAUUUGUAUUUAUCAUUCAAGAAAUAUCCCAACACUUUUCAAAGCAAUGUAACUUUAGCAGUAUUAAUGAAAUAGAAUAUAGGAUUUUGUUUUUAAUAUGAUUCUGUGGGAUUAGAGUCUGUUACAAGGCCCAUGCCCAUAACCUUUUCUUUCUAAAACAAGUUUGGGUGUGGAUUGGGCUCCCUUUCUGGUAGUAAUAACUUGAUGUAUCAGAAAGACGGAAUGCAGAGAAUUCGAAAUGCUUGAACUAAAACAGACUUUGCAAUGAAGAACAGGGAUAAACAAGUUAGGAACAUUUUAUGGUUUGGCAGAAAGUGGCUAAAUGUGACUGAUACUUUAUUUUUGUGGGCAUACUGUAAUCUGUUGAAAGCGAGUGCAGUGUGCCCAUUCGACAUGCCAGCGGAUUGUGGCCCCAGAACACUCUCUUCUUGCAGAGAGCCAGCACAGAUAAGGUUUCAAUCAAAGGCUAGCUUGCUACAAACACAAGGGCAUUUAUCUGUUAAGUCAUCUGCCUCUGAUUCACUCUCAUGAGUUUGCUGAUCACACGACCAGCUGCAGGUGAAGGACAAGCCCACCUACCCACCUACCGAAAUUAACCCUGUCUUGUCCCUUUCCUCUUCAUGCAUAAACUGCAUGCAUAAUGCUUACACUAAUCUCAUUAUUGUGUUAAACAGAAGAGAGUCAAACACAUGUUUAAUUGUCACAUAAAAACUUUAGUAUUUAACAGUGCUUAACUUUGGUUGGAUUGUGCACUCAGUGUAUUUUGGUAAAACCAUAUUUCAGACUAAACACCUGUUUUAACUACGGUAAAUAGAUUUUACAGAUUCAUCUUUCUUGCUGCAUAUUUUAUUAUUUUGGAAUGUUGGGGGACUCAGUCAAUUAAAAUAAAAGAGAAAGGAAGAUAGGACAUUCCAAAAAUUAUUUUAUUUUGCUUGUGCAAAUUUGCCACACCUAUCUGUCCCUAAAUAAAAUCAUGCUUUUGUUACUAACCUUCAGAAAUCAAGGACAUUAUUUUACAGAUUGUGUAAUGAUAAGUUAUUAAGCAACUGAUACAAGAUUCUAUCCGUCAACAAUGGUUGGUAUAUCCUAGACCUAGACUAAAUGUAAUACCUGUUUUUCAUUGUACUGAGAAUUAUACUUCCACUUUUCUUUCCAUAAUCUGCUUUCAUGUUGGAUUAGAGACUCAGGGUGAGGUUUAAACUAAAAAUUAAUUGGGUUUAAAGCUGCCAUGUCUGAUCAACAGAGCUUAGCUGGGAAUUACUUCUCCCUCUAAUCUUUUCCAAUCUUAAAAAGUAGAGACAUCACCUUGCCAACAAAGGUUUGUAUAGUUAAAGCUAUGGUUUUCCCAGUAUGGAAGUGAAAGCUGGACCAUAAAGAAGGCUGAUCGCCGAAGAAUUGAUGCUUUUGAAUUAUGGUGCUGGAGGAGACUCUUGAGAGUCCCAUGGACUGCAAGAAGAUCAAACCUCUCCAUUCUGAAGGAAAUCAGCCCUGAGUGCUCACUGGAAGGACAGAUCGUGAAGCUGAGGCUCCAAUACUUUGGCCACCUCAUGAGAAGAGAAGACUCCCUGGAAAAGACCCUGAUGUUGGGAAAGAUGGAGGGCACAAGGAGAAGGGGACGACAGAGGAUGAGAUGGUUGAAUAGUGUUCUCGAAGCUACCAGCAUGAGUUUGACCAAACUGCGGGAGGCAGUGGAAGACAGAAGUGCCUGGCGUGCUCUGGUCCAGGGGGUCACAAAGAGUGGGACACGACUAAACAACAACAACUAAUCUUUUCCAUCCUUUUGUUCAACAUGCAACAUUCCUAAUAUUUUAGACUAUUAACAGGGUCAACUUGACUCAAAGACCUCAGAACCCAAUGUCUUGAAAUGACCUCUGAUGACAUCUAUAGAUUCUACUGGCUAGGAGUAGCUGUGACUACUCUGACCAUUACUAAAAAUUAUAUGGAUCAAAUCCAUAAUUGAUAAAAUACAGAAUAGUAGAGAACACAAGGCUCUUUCAUACUUUUGCCAGUUAUUUAAUGUUUCGUUCUCCUGACACAUGUGACCGAUAAAAUUGUAAAUAUGUUUAUUAAGAUAGACUGUUUACCAAUAUUCCUUCAUGUUGGCUUAUGACAAAACUAGGGAAUAUUUCACCCUUAAGCUGGAUGUGGCUGUGGUAGGUUUCCAAAUGGCUCUCAGCCUCCCCUCACCAACUGUAUUCCUCUUCAGACCUGCCCUUCACAAUGAGCUGCUGAUGGAGGAAGAAAUUGCUCUUGUCUAAUCAGAUUUUCCUGCUGGAUGUACUCUGAUGUGAGUACUUCAGUACCACUCAUCUCUUUACACAGCCUUCACAUAAAUGCAGAGGUGUGUGGCACUGAAAACUUUAGCACAUGCAGAAGGAUCACGGAGGGAGACAUGCGGGUAUAGGUGAUAAUAAUAUUCUUCACAAUCCAGACCGGCUCCAGUUUUCUUUGAGUCUGCUUUCUGUUGGUUGGAAAGGGACAGCAACCAAGUGUUAUGAGUAUUUUAAAAAUAGGAGGCAGUUGCAUUAGAAAGAAAAAUUCCCCAAGAGGCUCCUGAAGGACAGCCCUGAAAUCUGGGAUGACUCUCCUCUCUCACAGGGUCAUGUGACCAAAGAGGUCCUUGCUGAGGGAGGAGCUAUCCUGCGAUCCCCAGUUUGGCCCUGAAGCUCUCAACGUGUCAGCAUGUGUUUUCUUAUUUUUAUCCUUUCUGGAUACACACUCUCUCUCUCCCCCCCCCCCUCUCUCCCUGCCCCCCAAAUUCAGCCUUCCUGCAAGGACAAUACAAAAUUAAUUAAUUAAUUAAAAAACAAAACAAGCCAAAGUGAUACUAAUCAUUCCACGCUGGGCAAGAAGACCAUGGUUCCUAGAGCUCCUACUCAUUAUUGAACUUCCCAUCAUAGCGACUCCCAGCCAGGAGGGAUCUGCUCAAACAGGGACCAAUCCUUCACCCAGACCUAGGAAUGUUCUGACUAACUGGCUAGAGACUGAGUGCAUCUGGCUCUUGGACCUGGCAACAUCCGGGAAGGUUCUAGAGUAUUGGAGAGUAUUGGAGAUUCCCCAGCUGGAACCCAGGUUUUAGACAGCCCUAAUGAGUGCUCCCCUCAAACCUAUGGCAACAAAAGACUUCCAUCUGAAGGCAGUUUUUUCUGGUGGCUGUCACCUCAGCUCAACGGGUGCCAGAGAUCGGAGCACUGUCUUCCGACCCAUAUCUUUGUACCUUCCAUCAAGACAAGGUGGAUCUUUCAUUCAUCCCCAAGGUGAAUUUCCUUUUCUGCAGGUCUCAGGAAAUAACAUUACCCUACUUCUGCCCUAAGCCAGAUAAGGAGAAGGCCUGGCACUCUUUGGGCAUGCAUAGAGCACUGAGGUUCUACUUAGACAGAACAAAGGCCUUCACAAAGUCUGUAGCAGUUCUUCCAAAGCAGGUUCUCCAGCAGGUUUAACAGCACACCUUUAAAGGGGACUUUCCCCUGGUGGAUGCUUGUUGGGCAACCAUCUGGGCCUCCUUGCACACAUUCGCCAUACACUACAAGCUAGACAAAUGGGCUUCAGCCAACACAGCCUUCGGCAGGAAGGUACUAUGAAAGGUGGUACAGCCAUGAUGCCUCGCUAAGCCCACCCAAUAGGAAUAGCUCUGGUGCAUCCCAUGUGUAAGAAGGGCUGUCCUUCAGGAGCCUCUGGGAAACAGAAAAAAAUUAUUACAGUGAAUUUCUAUUCCCCGAGACUCCAGGGACAGCAGCUACCACAAUAAGAGAGUCAUGCAUGGCUGUAUGGGGAUGGGACUUCACUGGAUGAAGUAAAGUCACAAGAUAGUACCUAAUAAGUUUUGUUCCUGAGGUUUUUUUGCCUAGCAGUACACCUGGAAGCUAAACUGAUACGACACACCAAUUGGAGCAGGAAAUGAACUUCACCAGCUGCAACGUGCUGCCUAAAGGGGAGCGGUUAUUUCCUGCUCAACCAUCCUAACUGGAGCAUGUGGGAUUAUUUCUUCCCAGCAAGGACCUGUUUUGUUAUGUGACCCUAGCUACCAGUGAAAGGGAAGAUUCAUCCCAGAUGUAAGGGAGUCUCUGGGAACAGAAAUUCACAGUAAGAAUUUCCUUUCAUUCACUUCCUUACUAAGCUGGGUCAAAUCACUUUGCCCUCUUGUUUUGAAACAAUUAACUGGUAGCACAUUUCAUUAGAUUCUCUGAGCAUAUUUGUAAACGGUCCUAAACGUGUUAGACAGCAAAGCUCGUGUAUGUGAAAAGGCAGUGUUAACUGGGAAAGUGCAUACUAUUCCAUCAAUUUCUUUUCAAAGCUGCAGAGAUGGAACGCUGCAGAAUGACGGUGCAAAAAGCUGGUAUCGCUGUUUCUGUCUGUUCUGUUCAGCUUCAUCCCUAAAUGCUUGUUCAGUCAGAAAAGGCUGAGACAGAGCCAGGCUUUUAUUCUGAAAUGAUGUGUUCAGCCAGCCUAGUUGUACACUCCCAUCAUUAACAGAUGCACUGUACCAUCUUUCGCAUAGACGGUUUAUGCAGGUUCCUCAGUAUAUGCUUCAGAAUCACGAAAGAUGCUUUCCCACAUGUUCUCUUUCAUCAGCCUCCUGUCUAGGAAUGUGGCUGAUUUUCUUUGGUCUUUGCUCCAGUACAUCCCAGGUAAGAUUUCCAUUUCUUCCCAGCUUUCUGCUAGGGGCUGUUUUUCAGCAUCUGAGAUUGGACGGACUGUAUUCAGAGGCCUGUUUGGGAUUGUGCCUGUAACCCACAAGAUUAGAGUCUAGUUAUUAUUCAGAAGCGCACGUACUGAUUAUUUCAGAUUGUGCAGUUUGGGGGCUGGGAGGUCAUCGGCGGCCAACAACAAUCUCUGCAAUUAGGUUGCAGUCUGAAAUUUGAAUGGCUUUUUAUUUUAUUUUUAAGAAGGAAGUCGCUUGUUUAAAACAUGUAACACCAAAGCUUUCACCUAGUCUCCACAAUACAGAACUCAGAGAAUAUCAAAACAGUCAGCUAGGGAGUGAUGAACUAAAAUAAUAUGUAAUGUGUUUCUCAUUGGAAUCGGGAUUGGAACUCUCAAAGCCUAGUUAAGUUGCAUUGCUAUCCUUAAGCCAUGGUGUUGCCUGCUGUCAAAUUUUCAUAAGGAUGGAGCAGGAAAGCAAUAAUGGACUUAUCCUUGUAUAGCAAAUUCAGUUCAUUUGCUGUGCAAGCUUUGGUAUUGUUAGGUAGAACCUGCUAGUUUCAUUGUUGCAAGCUUUGUAAGGAUAAAUGCCUUGAGCGAUAGUGUAAUAUGUUUUUUAGUUUUCUUCUGUAUUGUAUUGCUUCACAGCACGUAUGCUAUUUUGACAGCAAUGUAAUAUGUUUUAAGAGCAAGAGUUGUGCAAUAUUACAUAGAUGGGAGAAAAACAACAUUUAAUCACAGCAGUAAUCUAAAAAGCAAUUCUUAUCAAAGUUAUUAUUCUUUAUUUUUUACCCUUUUGCUGCAAAUGCAAACCUAUUUACUUCAACUUUUUGGAUCACCAAAGCAAAAUAGAAACAAAUUGUGGGAAAGCAGUAACUUUCAUAGCUGACAAAUCUCAGCUACAUUAAAAACAGAGAAUAGAGUUUAACCAGUAAAACCACAGACUCAAGAUUGUAACUGAAACAAAUCACUGAGUGGCGUUAUUAAACGAUAUGAAAUAUUACAAAAUUUAUAGUAAAUAAAACAAGAUAAAACAAGUUACAAAAUAUAACAUAUUUGAAACUUAAACAACUUACAUAAGACAAAACUUAAAGCAGCUUUAUACAAUUUGCACGUACUCAUUAAUGGUAUGAAGUCAUAAAUAACACAAUCUUCUUCCCCUUCCCUCCAGUCAGUCUAGUUCUGAAACAGUUCUAAGUUCCCUAGCAUACUAAAAUAAAUGAAUAAAAGUCAAUGUUUUCAACCCAAGGCAGUGGGCCAGGGGCCAAAUACACAAAACAAGUUGAGUAGCAGGCAGUAAGCAAGAAGAAUAAAUAAAUCUUAUACAACUCUUCCCAUCUCCACCCGCCAAAAUAAAGAACUAACAAUACGUGCACACACAAUGCUACCUUUUAUAUCAGUCAGCAAUGGAACCAGGAGACUGGACUUCUUUUGUCAAUUUUACAUUAAUUUCAUUACUCUUAUUGGUGGACCCACAUAAGAUGUAGCUAUGAAUUACCAUUAUUUGCCAGGAAGAGAGGAAGAAAGUACCGUAUUUUUUGCUCUAUAAGACUCACUUUUUUCCUCCUAAAAAGUAAGGGGAAAUGUGUGUGCGUCUUAUGGAGUGAAUGCAGGCUGCGCAGCUAUCCCAGAAGCCAGAACAGCAAGAGGGAUUGCUGCUUUCACUGUGCAGCGAUCCCUCUUGCUGUUCUGGCUUCUGAGAUUCAGAAUAUUUUUUUUCUUGUUUUCCUCCUCCAAAAACUAGGUGCGUCUUUUGGUCUGGUGCGUCUUAUAGAGCGAAAAAUACGGUAAUUAACUGGAACUCUUGGGUUAUCACACUCCAGCAGUGGCCUGCCAAAAUGUAUAAUACUUUCAUUUAUGUUGUGGCUUCGUGGCUGUUUUGCUGCUACAUUUAUCAUUAUGCCAGAGUCUUAAACUGCAGCACGUACAGCAUCAAAACUUGCACAAAGGACUUUGCAGCCUGGAAAAAAAGACAAGACACGUACUUUUGUAAACCAAGAAAAUAUUUUAUAAAAAUUAUUUUUUAAAAAAAUACAAACUGCCUAUGCAAAAAUGACACAGACAUGAAACAGCAUCUUCCAUCUUGAUCCAUCAUGGCUGUUUUCCUGUGUGAAUUGAACGUGCCAUAAUUGCUGGGUAUUUUCAGACAUUGCCUGAACUUUUCUCCUCUGAAAUGCCUUUCGCACAAACGGUAGUCAUAAAAACAUUAUCAAUUUUUAUAUCAUUCUCACCUAAUGAAUAAUCUAAAAUUAAUAUCUAGUUUUCUUAAUAUGAGGACUACCACAUCUAUUUUGCUACUGCUUUCCCUUAUAAAGGUGUGUUCCACAAUUCUGAUGAAUUCCAAAGACAAAACUAAAUAAUUUUUGGCUUUUACAUUUUCAAAGACGGUUGUUUGCUUCUUUGCCAUACCAUGCAUUUAGUGCAGCCUGAGAUCAUUUGCAUUGGACACAAAACCAAUGAGUUUGCAAAGUGCUUCCUGAAUCUCAAAGUUGCAGGCAAUUGCCUGUCUAAGGCAAACCAUAAAUGGAGCCAACUCCGUGCACUGGCAUGAGAGUGAGAGAGAAUUCUUUAGUUGCCAGACUCAUGUACUUUGUUUUUAGUGGCACUGAACUGUAAUUUACCUUAGAAAUACUUGGCAUUUCUAGCGUUAUCAUCUUCUGAUUUGCCUCUUAACACACAGUUCUCAAGGAAUGGAGCAGGAAAAGUAUGAAAAGUUUGGGUUGGUUUUUUUUAAAUACACAACUGGAGACCCAAGGUUGGGAAAUCCUGAUUUAGAGAAUUGCAGGCUUACAGUGAGAGCUUGUACAUGUCUAUUCAGAAGCAAAUCCCAUUGGCGUCAAUAAGGCUUACUCCCAGGCAAAUGAGUAGAGGACUGCUGCCUUCCUUUCUUCCUUAGCCAAUGGAUAGGAACAGAAUGUUCCUUGCAGUUGGCUUUUGCUGGCAGAGAAGGUGCAGGUGAAGCCAAACCAUGUCAGUAAUUGAUGGUGAUAGAGUAGAUGAUCAGAAGCAAUGUUUCAAAAGGGAGAAAAGUCAACAGCUUGACUUAAGCAGGGAGGAUUUUGUCGGUCACUGACCUGGCAACCUGCCAAGUACAUCACUGUGACCUGGCAACCGGUCAAGGGUGUGGUCAUUCUUGGGUGAGGGAGGAGCCAGGGCGAUAGUUGUGGUGUGGCUCUUUUCGUUGUGGCUCAACACAGCACCUCAGGAGACACUGUACUGCCUGCCUGGCUCCAGAUGCCAACCAUAAAAAGCAUCCCCAUUUAAAACAGAAGCAAAUAACUCAAUUUGUCUCAGCCGUGGUGAGACAGUCAGUUCCUGAAACCAGAGUUGCUGACUGAGUCUGGCUGUUGGACUCUGCCUGUACUGAGCAUGUGGUGAACCCCAGGGAAUUAUUUGUUUCUUGAAGCGCUGUUAGUAAGGACCAUGUCACCCUUGCUGAUGGUUCAUGUGUUUCAAUCCAAGGGUGAGGGUCGGCGUAUGUGCCUUGUCUGGGGGCACAUUUGGAAAAUGUUUUGCUAGUGGAAAAUCUCCAGUAUUGUUUGCUGAGUGUAGCAUGCUUGGCAAAAGAUAAUUACAAUGUAAUCUUUACUGGCAGAACUUGCCGGAGAAUGGGGCUUGCACACUUUAGAAGUUUAGCAAAAAUGCCACAGCUGUGCACUGAUUUAAAGUUAAAAGCCUCCCAAGUAAAUACUUGGGAGUGUGAAACCUGCAAACUUUCUAAGUGAGCAAAAAGAGUAACAGAGUGUCAUAAAGACCAUUUGCUCAAGUGCAAACUGACCUAACUUAUUAGUUUUCAGUGACAAUCCAACAAUAGCCUCAAUAUAACAAUACCAAUUUGUAAUACAAUUACUAAUACCAAUUGUUCAAAUACCGAAUUAUAUAAUUCAGAUAAGGUGCCUCCCCUCGUGUGCUAGAACUGAAGGUUUGAUUAUUUUCUUUAUUUCUGCGCUCCAAAACUUUAUUGAUUUCCAUUACAUUCCGGACAUCAUAAUAAUCCCUUAUACAACAACUGCAAUAUUAAUAACUUCUAUUCAUGUUGACACAUUAAAUGAUUUAUAAAACUGCAAGUGAGGCACUCAAACUAUAAAAAUAAAUUAAAAACAAACAAAAAAACUAUAUCCUUGUUCUUCCUAUGUGUGGCAAUUAUUCUGUCCGUGGUGUUUCUUCUUGUCCUUGUAAAAUGUUAUGCCUAUCUUUUUCUGGUUGUUGCUAUUAUCCAUCAUGCCUUGGACGGAGCUGACAUCCCAUUGUUGUUCCAGAAAUUUCUACCUCACUCUGUCCCGUGCUUCAUUGUUUUGCAACUUUAACAACAGUUGCAAAAGUCACUCUGUCCCAAUAAAUAAACUGUUGUCAUCAUUUUUCCUCUCAGCCUGGGAAGAAGAGCAGUCAAUUCCUUGGCAGUUCACAGACGCCUUUCAUCCUUCCUUCCAACUGAAGAUAUAUGAGCAAUUAUACUUCCAAUUAAAUUAAAUUCCAAGUCCUCUUAGUGUUAUUCAGUUCACUUUGUAAAUAAGAAAAUAUAGGGAAGAGUCAGCUUUAAGUUUCCAUCGUAAACCUUUUGCAAAAUAAAGCCUCCCUCCCUUUUCCCUUUUUUACACAAACAGUUCCGUUUAAUGUUAUAUUCCAUAUCUAUAAUCCAAUUUCUUCCCUCCUCGCUUGUACAAAUAUAAUUUGAACUAACAUUCAAAGGAGGGUUGCCGAAUCAUAAAUGUAGAGAAGAAAACUUUAUAUAAAGAAACCAUAGGCUCCCCCCCACCAUCUUUUGCAGUGAAUAAAGUCUUCUCUCAAGUUCAAACCUUAACAACCUUGCAGCUGGUUCUGUUCUGCAGUUUGUGAUCUCAUCUCUUCUAGCAUGCACAUGUACUUUAGUCUGAAUGAAACUCUAAUUCACAGGAGAACCUCUGCUUCUUAAUGGAGGCAUUGGGUUUUCAGCAGAAGUGCUUUUGUACUCAGCGCCUCCCUGCCUCCUGCAUUCCAUGCCGGAGUGAGAGCCAGGAUAAUUAUCCUCAAUCAUCCUUGUUUAUCCUCCACCGAUGAUCUCCUGCUGUCAUGAGAGCUGCCUCCAUUAAGGCAAACUGGAACCGGAAGCCAUGCACCUCAAACUUUUGAGGAAGUUCUGCAGCUGCCUUCACAACAGCAGGAUCUUGGGUUUGCUGUAAUGGAACAACAAAUGCAAUCCCUGACUGAUCACAAGGUUUUCUCACUUGUUGAUAUGCCAGAACAGGAGAAAUCUGUGGGGUGCCGUUGGGUCUAUAAAAGUUAAACCAUAGCAUCUGGUAAAGUGAAGUUUAAAGAAAGGUUUGUUGUGAAAGGAUUCAUGCAGAGAAGGGGUUUAAAUUAUGAUGAGACUUUCGUUCUGACAGCCAGAAGUGAAAGUAUGAGAAUUCUUUUAACCCUCACAGCAAUACAUGAUCUUGAAGUUAGUCACUUUGACAUUGCGAUAGCAUAUUUAAAUGCAGGGUUAAAAGAGGUGGUUUAUAUGCAACAAGCUCCGGGAUUUGAGCAGAAUCCUAAAGCUGUAUACAGACUUUACAUGGUGAUCUAUGGACUUUGCCAAUCAGCCAGAAAUUGGAAAAUGUGCUUGCAUGAAGCGCUAAGUGUUCUAGGAUUUCAAAAGAGCUGGGCUGAUUCCUGUCUAUAUUGUAAGGGGACAGGAGAUGAUUGUAUGUUUUUUCUAGUGUUUGUUGAUGAGUUAACGUGUGUUGGGAAAACAAACAAUUAAAUUCCGGAGUUUGCCCAGCAAGUUGGGGCAAGAGUUCCAGCUCAAAGAUUUAGGAGCUAUAAAGAGGUACCUGGGAGUUGAAGUACAGAGAAUAAGUGAUGGGAGUUUUUCUACUAAGCCAGAAAAAGAAAUUUACACAACUGUUAGAAUGUUUUGGUAUGCAGAAUUGUAAAGGUAAAGGUAAAGGGACCCCUGACCAUUAGGUCCAGUUGUGACCGACUCUGGGGUUGCGGCGCUCAUCUCGCUUUACUGGCCGAGGGAGCCGGCGUACAGCUUCCGGGUCAUGUGGCCAGCAUGACUAAGCCACUUCUGGUGAAACCAGAGCAGAGCACGGAAACGCCGUUUACCUUCCCGCCGGAGCGGUACCUAUUUAUCUACUUGCACUUUGACGUGCUUUCGAACUGCUAGGUUGGCAGGAGCAGGGACCAAGCAGGGACCAAGCAAUGGGAGCUCACCCCGUCGCGGGGAUUCGAACCGCCGACCUUCUGAUCGGCAAGUCCUAGGCUCUGUGGUUUAACCCACAGCACCACCCAUAUGCAGAAUUGUAAAAGCGUUCAAACUCCUGUGGUGACAGACUUUUAAAAAGCAGAGUAAUGUGGUGUUUGAAAACCAGGAGCUAUACCACUCUGACAUUGGCAGUUUGUUGUACAUUUCACAGUGGUCCAGACCAGAUGUUAACAAUGCUGAGGGUGUUCUUAGCAGGAUAGUUUCAAAGCUAACCACAGCAGCUUGGCAAGCAGUUAAAAGAGUGUUUCGCUAUUUAAAAGCAACAUAGGACUACUGUUUAAAACUGUCAUCCUCUUUGGAAAUGAUGUACAGUGGUACCUCAGGUUACAUACGCUUCAGGUUACAGACUCCGCUAACCCAGAAAUAGUGCUUCAGGUUAAGAACUUUGCUUCAGGAUGGGAACAGAAAUCGGGCUCCGGCGGCGCAGCAGCAGUGGGAGGCCCCAUUAGCUAAAGUGGUGCUUCAGGUUAAGAACAGUUUCAGGUUAAGAACAGAUCCCCAGAAUGAAUUAAGUUCUUAACUGUACAGACAAGAAGGUCCACUGCUGGGAUAGUAGUAUGUCAGAGGGGGUUUGUCACUGGUGGCAGAUGACAGAGACUGUGACACCACGAGACCGGUGUAAAACCAAAUCAAAUAAAGGUUUUAUUACAAAACAACAAACAACAAAGCUUGUGGGUGUUUUUCCUGCAGGCAGAGUUCAAACUGCAGCUUUUCUCCUUUUGUAGUCUUGGCCAGCUGUAACCAAUUAGCCCAGAGCUUACAGAAACUGUUCUUAAAGGUACAAACAUCUUUACUGCUUCUGUGCAGAAUGACUCCCAACAAUUUGGACGGUCUCUAGUGGGUUGGAAAUCCCGGAAACGGGUUGGUAUCUGUGUCUGCACCUGAAGCGGAAUAGGCUGCUCUGUCUGAAUUGAACAAUCAGCUUCCCUAUUUCGUGCAGAUUCUUACGGACAUGAAUGUAGAAUCCAAGCUACCUGUGAUAGUUUAUGAGGACCAUCAGGCCUGCAUAUCCAUGGCAGAGCCUGAACAAUUCAAGCUUAGGACGGGGGCCGCUAGGGGGCGCAUCGGAAGAUGGCCGACAAUACCAUCUCUCCGGCUCACACGAGGUAAUUAAGAGGCUGUUAUGGGAGUAUGCAGCCUCCCUCGUUACCCCAAGUGGAUGGGGAACGCUGCCUUGCCUGCUGUGCCCAUAAUACACCCACAGAUUCGAAAGGGGGUGAGGGCACUAGGCACAAAAGCCCUCGUGUGGGUCGGCUCUCCUGGACGCUGUCUCUGAUCUGCGCAGCUAGUUGCGGGAGCUCUAUAUAAAGAAUCAGGACAGAAGCAAAUGCACAUACUUCGAGUGAAGAUCGGGAGUAAAGACUGCUAACUAAAGGGAUCUCUGAGAGGUGGAGCGAUGGGCUGGACUUAACAAUAAAUCAAGAAGAAGAAUAAAUCAAGAAGAAGACUCACCAAAGGAUCGGUAUGUCGGAGCGAGACUGAAAAGGAGGGGGGGAGAAAAACUUUUUUGGGGGGGGUCUUAUGUGAGUACCCAAUAAUCCCCCCCCCAAAAGAAUCGUUGCAAUUACUGAUUACAAGCAGGAGGAAUAAGAACUGUGUGGAAAUUAACUACUACGCAAGGAUGUGACUUAUGGGAGCAUCGGGAAACGAAAGUAAGUCCUUUGUGACGCAGUCAUAAAAAGAGAUUUAUCAUGGCAGGCCCGCCUGAGGCCCGCCGGGAAUCCAGGGGGAGGAGGACUAUGGCUGUUACUAUGUUGGAGUGUGGGUUCAGCUUAGCAGGGCCGCCUGAGAAAAAUUUAUGAGGGAGCAGCGGACCUGGGAAGAUCAGGACAGACAGUCGGAAUGUUUUGAACGGAGGUGUUGAAAUGGCAUCUGUCUACUUUUAUGGCUCUUGGAUGAGUGUAAAAUCCACACAGGACAUAACACGUUUGUUUUCAACCCGCUUGUGGAGAUUAUCAGAGAUCAUAAAGAAAGGAAUAUAUGAUAACAACAAGAAGAUGAGGAAAACAACAAAGAGAAGAUUGAACAGAACUGUGAAUAUUAUUUUGACAGAACUGUGUAAUGAAAGCAGCAACAAGAGAGAUGAUCGGAUUCCCUUUUGGAGCUCCAAGCAUGGGUACCCCCAACAAAAUUUUUAAAAAUUUGGCUGUGUAAUUUGGAAUUAUUGUGAUUUGGAAUUAAUCUGAUGUGAUUGGCCUGUUAAUAAAAAAUAUUUUUUAAAAAACCAAGCUUAGGACAAAACACAUGGACAUAAAAUAUAGACAUGCCAGGGACAAUGUGGAACAUGGAUUAAUGAAACUUGUAUAUUGUGAGUCGAGCCAGAACAUUGCUGAUAUAUUGGCAUAAUAACAUGCUCUGAUACAUAUUUUUUCCUAAACAGAAUUAAGAAGGGGUGUUGAGGUUCCUUUAAUUGCUGUUAAGGAAAAGCUGGUGCACGGGCCUCCCUUAUCUUGCACCUUCAGGUCAUGCGAUUAGUGUUUGAUGGUCACUGACCUGGCAACCAGCCAAGGGUGUGAUCAUUCUUGGGUGUAUUAAGAGGGGGCUGUACAUUACUUCUUUGCUUCGCUGCAAGGAAACUCUGCCAGAUUGACACUGAACUCUGUGCUGUAUGUGUGCUGUGAAUUGGACUUGCUUUGCAUUUGAAGCCUGCACCUUCUACUAGGGAUCUAUCAGAAGCCUGUAUAUAGUGAAACUGCCUUUAAAAACAAAACAAAAACAACUUUCAUAUGUUGCGAGUUUGAAUAAGUCUUCAAUCCAAUCAUAGAAGGGAGCCGCAUUUUUAUUUUUCCAAUUCAUCAGUAUCAGUCUUUUUGCUGUUUGGUAAGGGCAUGUUUGUAAGGUUCCAUGUGGUGAGUAUAUAAUUCAAAAGGAUAUUUUGUUCUGUAAAUCUAAGGUUGUUCCGUAUAGUUCUGUUGAUAGUUUCAGUUACCUCCUGCCAAAACUCUUUCAAUAUAGGAUAAUGAAAAAACAUAUGUUUUAGAGAAGCAUUAUCCCUAUGGUAUCUCCAACAGUUAGAUACCUUAAAGGUAAAGGGACCCCUGACCAUUAGGUCCAGUCGUGGCUGACUCUGGGGUUGCGGUGCUCAUCUCGCUUUAUUGGCCGAGGGAGCCAGCGUACAGCUUCCGGGUCAUGUGGCCAGCAUGACUAAGCUGCUUCUGGCGAACCAGAGCAGUGCACGGAAAUGCCGUUUACCUUCCCGCCGGAGCGGUACCUAUUUAUCUACUUGCACUUUGACGUGCUUUUGAACUGCUAGGUUGGCAGGAGCAGGGACCAAGCAACGGGAGCUAAACCUAUCGCGGGGAUUCGAACCGCCGACCUUCUGAUUGGCAAGCCCUAGGCUCUGCGGUUUCACCCACAGCGCCACCCGCGUCCCUUAGAUACUUUAGAUAGCCCUUUUAAAAAAACAAACGUAAUGGGGUCCAGUAUACUCUAAUUUUUUGUUGAUGUUGUAAUAGCCUCAAUUUAAGGUCCAGAGACACCCUUGUUGUAGCAGUUAAAACAGUUUCCCACUGUGUGGUUGAAACUGAGAUCUCUAAUUCUUUAUUCCAAUGUUCCCUCAAUACCUGUAUAACAAUUUGGUUUGCUAAUAACAAAGAUGUAUAUCUUUGGGAAACUGCCUUAAUGCUUUGGACCUGUCAGUAAAGGACUGUACUGAUUUAGGAGUUGGAGUCCGAAUGAAUUUCUUCCAGCACAAAACUGCACUGCCAUGAACCUACACGCUUGGGGAGCUGCACAUGUUUGGCACAUGCCAUGUGCCAACAGUGUGUGAGAGUGUUUGCCAAAACUUGCCUGUGUUACAAGGGUAAAAUAUACCUAUCUCCACCCAUCUCGGGCAUGUGACCUUCAUAAAGCUGCCCAGAAGGUAUCCCUUUCUUGAAAGGAAUAUAUUGGAAGCUACGCGUUCUACCUCAUUACAUAAUUAUUACACAUAGCAUCAGAUUUUCUGCUUUGAAUGUAUUUUACCAGAGCUUAACCACCAAAGGGAUAAUUGCUUUAACCCUGCAGGUGGAUUUCCCCUUACAAGCUUCUUGAACCUUAAAGAUAUAAGAAGGGGUUUUAGAAUGCUGAUCCCUGCUGAAGGCUCAAUUAGACCGCAUGUGAAAAUAUGAUUAUUCUUAAGUAUUACACUUAAGACAAGCAUGUCAAUCGGUACAUGGUGGUUGAUAGCUGCUAUAAAGCAUAUCCCUUAUUUAAUUUGCCUAGGCUGGUGUGUAGCUGUGUGUUCUGUGAGUUUUAUUUCCCCCCCUGGAAGGUCCUCCCUCUGCUUUUUAGGAAGGUUUUUAUUGGGCAAAUUUGUUGGUUUUGCUAAAUGUAAGAAAAUCUCUAAGUGGUUUACACAAACUACUGUUGUAAACACAAGCAAAAAAUAAAUAAAUGCCUAUUAUCAACAUGCAAUAAAAAAUCAAAUAGAAUAUUAAUCAAAACCUUAGAACAGAAAUAUGGGGGAGCUGUGGUCAGAAAAUUGAGAGCCUGGGAAACCUAACAUCCCAGUAAUGUCUCUGAGGGUAUGAGUUUAUUUUCCCCAUGGAAGUUCAUUGCUGGGGGUGUGUGUGUGAAUAGUGCUAGAUUUGGGCACUCCCUUUGGUGAGGAAGAAGCCUGCCCCCAUGUCUUUGACACUAGUGGUGGUCUCCAUUGAGACUGUGUGCCACUCCUGCCAGGACUCAUUGUUUAGUUUCUGGGGAAAUGCAUGGCUUUACCCAAGUAUUACAGUACAUCACAUGCUCUUGUGACUGCAUAGGCUGCAGCCUACACGAUUUCACUUAUGCGCACGGAAGCCCGUAAUGUAACCUCCAGGUAAGUUGGUGGGCGCCCGUAUUCCUUUUUGGUCUGCUAAUUUCUUGCUUUUGUCUCCUCAGUGGUACCAAGUCUCCUAUUGACCCAGAAACAGCAGCAGGUCUCCUUCAGCAACCGGAAGGGCUUGGAAUGCAUCUCGCCAUUUUUCUGCAGCGUAGAAGAGACAUCUCAAGCUAUUCCUACGAAGAUCGAGGGACAUAUCCCCACCUGGCUGAAGGGCAAGCUGCUGAGAGUUGGCCCAGGGAAGUUUGAGUUUGGAAAAGACAAGUAAGGCCUGCUUGGUUUGCUGUGGCUGUGCCCUGCAAGGGAUUCUAAACCUCAGAGAUAAAAAAAUCUGCAUAUCUUUAUGGAUCAGGCUGUAGAAGCCACCCAGAAAAGUUACAAGCCACACAGGGAUAUGCUCUUUCAUAUGUAGGUUGUUCGGUCAAUUGUGUCUCCAGAAAGAAAAUACAAGAACCAUGUUGCUCACAGCUGGCAAGGUUUGUUCUUAGGGAUUCGAGAAUUCUGGCCACCCCCAUCUCCCUAGCGGUGGCAGGAUUAACAGGCAAGUUAGUAUCCUGGAGAUAGAUUCUUUAUUAAUAAACAUUUCUUGUUUCCCUCAUCUAAAAGGAAGUUUUUAAGAAAAAUGUUUCAGUCUUUUGAGAUUUGCAUUCAUCGGUUUUGAACUUCCUCCCCACUCUGUGUGAAGUUUACAUAAAUUCAAUCAAACAAGUGUUUCCCCAAGUUUGGGAGAUGUGUUUUCCCCUCCCUUUAUUACCUGGCUGAGAAGGAAAAGAUGAAAUAACACACCUAUGUGCCCUCAUCAACCCCCCCCCCCCCCAAAUCAGCUUGUACCUGAUCUUGUUGCUCUUACUUUGGUAUAUAUGUGCAUUUUACAUGGGCAGAACUGCAUGUGCACAUUUUAUCAUCAGUGAGGAUCUAAGUAGGGAGUAGGAGUAGGAGUAAUAAUAAUAAUAAUUUAUUACUUAUACCCCACCCAUCUGGCCAGGCCUCCCUAGCCAAGCUGGGUGGCUUCCAACAGAAUAUUAAAAACACAAUAAAACAUCAAACACUAAAAACUUCCUUAAACAGGGCUGCCUUCAGAUGUCUUCUAAAAGUCAGAAAGUUGUUUAUUUCCUUGACAUCUGGUGGGAGGGCAUUCCACAGGGUGGGCACCAAUACCAAGAAGGCCCUCUGCCUUGGAUGCCUAAAGUUGGCAGGAGCUGAAAAGGGAAAUAGGUGAAAUCAGCACCCUGUACUCCUAUUCCCCCCCCCCCCCGCUGAUUAGAUUUCUCUUCUCCAAUGGAAGGUAUAACCACUGGUUUGAUGGCAUGUCUCUGAUGCACCAGUUUGACAUUGAUGAUGGAGUUGUGAAGUACAGCAGCAAGUUCCUAAGGAGCGAUUCCUACAUGACUAACAGCCGGAACAACCGGAUCAUGGUAUCUGAGUUUGGAACCUUAGCUAUGCCUGACCCUUGCAAGUCCAUUUUUGAGCGCUUCAUGUCAAGGUUUGAAGUGCCAAGUAAGUGUCAUAAAAGUUUAUUAAGCCUUGCAAUGCAACACAGACUAACCUUACAGAAUAAGCAAGCAAAGAAUAUAUUUUAACACUUUUCCAAACUGCUUUGAUACGUCUUUUACCUUUUUUGAUCCCACCACAUAAAAAGCUUUCUGUUGCUCCACCCUCCCACCUGGAGAUUAAUAUAAGCACCUUUCUUCAUCUCAUUUGCAUGCAAUUGGUUUCUGUUUCCUUCCCAAGCUCCCACAGUUCUUGUUCCAACUUUCACAGGCUUGCUCAACCUUUCUCAAACAUCGCUAAAAUCCUUUCUUUAGCACUAAGAAUGCCAAGAGGAGACACCUCUUAGAAUAAGGUUACCAGAUGUUUUUCAAUGAAUCCGGGGACACUUUUCAACUUCCAUGGAUUUUGUAUGGGGACAUCUGGUAACCUUAUCUUAGAAUCUUUGGUGCCUUUUUUUACUUCCAGCCCCCAUAGGAUCUCUAUACAGUGGUGCCUCGCAAGACAAAAUUAAUUCGUUCCGCGAGUCUUUUCGUCUUGCGAUGUUUUUCGUCUUGUGAAGCACGGUCCGUCGCAACUGCGCCUCUUCAAGCGGCUUUAAGAAAAAAGCGAACAAACUCGCAAGACGUUUUCGUCUUGCGAAGCAAGCCCAUAGGGAAAUUCGUCUAGCGAAGCAACGCAAAAACCGAAAAACCCUUUCGUCUAGCGAGCUUUUCGUCUUGCGAGGCAUUCGUCUUGCGGGGCACCACUGUAGCUGCCUGACAAUUCAUGUAAAAGGGAUGUCUCAGGUUCCUCUGAAUCAGUUCAACUGAGACUCCGCAGUGUAUUUCAUUCAGUUGCAAUGAGCUCACCUUUCACAGUGUUGACAGUAAUCCAAGAGAAUGAGCCAAGAGGAAGGGACCAUUUCACUGGCUCAUAUCAAAAACAGCCAAAGUGAUUCUCUUUUUUAGGCCACUUGCCACAGUAAGGCAGGUUGCCACCACUUGUGUGUGUCCCCACCUUCCCCCACUUUCAUCUGUGACUCCAGGAGGCACAAACAAUUUUGACAAGGAAAACAGAGGUUUUCUUUUUAUAUAUAUAUAAAUUUUAUUUUUUCAUUUUCUAUUUUACAUAAACAAAUGAAUUAAAAACAUAAACAUAUAGUCCCUUCUGACUUCCCUCCCCACGCUCAUUGCAGAUCUUAAUGUAAUGAUUUUCCCCUCUGCAUCUCUAUCAUAACUCUAUUCUUAUAAAUCCUUUGCCAAUCCAUAGUUUAAAUUUUUACUACAAGUUUCCUGUCAGUCCUACCAAUGUAUGUAGUUGUUUACAAUAGCUUUUCAAAUAAAUUAUAAACUUUCCCUGUUCUUUAUUAAAGACUCCCUCUUCCUGGUUUCUAAUUCUUCCUGUAAGUUUUUUUCCAUCUCAGAAUAGUUCAUCAAUUUUGUUUGCCACUCUUCUUCGGUCGGAGGUGUACCAUCUUUCCAUUUCUGAGCUAAGAGAGUCUGUGAAGCUGUGCUCACAUAAAUAAAGAGUUUCGUCUGGUCCUUCAGGAUCUCUGGUCCUACAAUACCUAAAAGAAAAGCUUCUGGUUUCUUAGGAAACAUAUUUUCAACCCCCCCCCCCAGUUCAUUAUAUAUAAUUUCCCAGAAGUCUUUUGCCAUCUUACAUACCACCACAUAUGAUUAAAAAGCACCCUCAUUUUUUUUACAUUUCCAGCACAUUUGUACAUCAACCUUUUUGAGUCCACGGCUCCCUUGACCAACUACGUUCUUUCUGCAGCACCCCUGUGGGGCUCAGGAGCCCAUUUAUGUCACCCCUUGCCUGCAGAGCUGACAGUCUCAAACACCCUCCCUUGUGGAGUGUUCCCUCAGCCUCCUUGCCUCUCCCCUCUCCUUGGGAGUCCUCUCUGCAACUGCUCCCAGAGGCACCAUUCACCUGCAGAGCUGAUAGCCAGGGCUGAUGCAAUAAACAGCUGUGCAAGCCUUUGGGAGGCAGAGACGCAAGAGAGCAUCACAGGAGGGAGGGAAGGAAAGAGGGACAGAGGCCAGUGUUGCCCACGGCACCCCUGACCAUCAUUCAAGGCACCCCAGGGUGCCACGGCACACUAGUUGAAAACCACUGGUUUAACAGCCACUGCCACCAUCAUCAAACCUUUUAUUGGCAUCACAUCCAAACAUCCAAAAAAAAUCAAUACAGAAUUACCACUUCCCCAGUGGCACAAAACAUUUGCUAAUAGAAAGGAGGCAGAGCAGUCUAUCGUCACAUCUCUAGGUCUCCAGGGAGAUCGGGCUUCUGCAGUGUAUUUUGACGACAAAAAAACCCAAAUAGAGAUAUUUAGCCACUAACUUGGUGAGCUCCUGAUCAUUCCCCAGUAAUAGAAAAUGUAUGACAUCCAACUCUGGUUUCUACUUGGGGAUGCAGAGUUGAUCUAGAAAUUGCUGACGGAGAUCAGGAUAUAGUAUGCAAUUAGGAACCAUAUGUGUAAGGGUUUCCACCAGGUGGUCUUCACCUGGGCAAGUUCUUUCUCCUUCCACCCUGCCUGAGAACCUUCCCCAAAGGAAGUUUGAUGGAUUUGAAUUAAACCUGUCCAGUGAAAAAGCCCUUCUUUCUUGAGGGUUAAGCAGAAAUUCAAAGUAAUUGUGGUUAGUUUCAUGUGCCCAAGAAAGUUGAAAAUAAAGAGAAGAACAUGUUUUCUCUGCUGCUACUGUUAGUUUCUGGCACUCAAUAUUGGUUUAAAAGCAUCCAUGCAACUCCAAUGAUCCCAAGUGUUUGUAGCACACCCACAAACCAACCUGCGGUUUUUGUUCCAGAAAUGACGGACAACUGCAAUGUGAACUACGUGGUCUACAAAGGCGACUAUUACGUCAGCACAGAAACCAACUUAAUGCGUAAGGUCGAUCCGGAAACCCUUGAAACAAAGGAGAAGGUAAAGGAACCUGAAUCAGGUCAGACUGUUUGUCUAUCAAGCCCAGUAUGGUUUAGUCUGACUGAGAGUGGUUCUCUGGGGUCUCCCAGGAAUCCAGGACAGCUACCUGAUGCUCUUAGAAGGUGAAGGAAUAGAGUGGGACUGUGGUGUUAAGGUCACAGGAGGAGGAAGCUGGAUCACAGCACUUGCAGGGUGAGGUUAAAGGUUCAUAGGUGUUAGUUAAAAGGUAAAGGGACCCCUGACCAUUAGGUCUGGUCGUGACCGACUCUGGGGUUACGGUGCUCAUCUCGCUUUAUUGGCCGAGGGAGCCGGCGUACAGCUUCCGGGUCAUGUGGCCAGCAUGACUAAGCCGCUUCUGGCAAACCAGAGUAGCGCACGGAAACGCCGUUUACCUUCCCGCCCGAGCGGUACCUAUUUAUCUACUUUGACGUGCUUUUGAACUGCUAGGUUGGCAGGAGCAGGGACCGAGCAACGGGAGCUCACCCCGUGGCGGGGAUUCGAACUGCUGACCUUCUGAUCGGCAAGCCCUAGGCUCUGUGGUUUAACCCACAGUGCCACCCGCGUCCCAGGUGUUGGUUAAGUCUCUGUAAAUAAGGCGUAUUGAAGGGUAGGCCACUUUGGAUGAGACUUGCUGUUUUGAGACUCAGACCUGGUCUGGUCUGCAGAUGUGGCAGAGAUGGGAAUAACAUGAGACCUGGAGUGGUAGAAUGGCCUCUACUGCUUCAGUCUGCAGGUGAGAGAUCCCAUUUUUGAAUGUUUUCCUCCAAACUCAAUGAAAGUAGAAAGCUAACCCCGCAGGUAGAAACCUUCUAGUUUAGCCAUUUCCCCUCAGGUCAUUUGUACUGCAGCCCUCAUCGCAUGGGGGUCCAAAACAUCUGGAGAGUACCAGGUUAGCAAAGACAGUUUCUAGCACAAUCCCCACCCCACACUGUUCAAGUUUUCUAUUGGCAUGGCUAUUUUGAAGAAGAAGAAAAAGGACCAUCCAGAAAUGAAACCCCCCUUGAAAUGGUAGAGUCCAUUCUCUAACCCAGCAGAUUACCAACCCUUUCGCACCCCAAGCUUCUGCAUGUGUGUAUGAGACUGUAGCAUGCGCACUCUGACAAAUGCAUCUGGGAAGAAGUCAAAAGGGUCUGUUUACUGAAAUCUGAUUAGCAGAGGUAGCCAAUGAGUGCCAUUCACAACUAGUUGCAAAGGCAGAGAUCCAUGUUGUCUAGCUUAUACCAGGGCUGGAGAAAUAUUUAUAAAUGAAUCGCUUCUACCUAGACCCUGAAAGGGAAAAUAUAUAUAUAUAUUUGCAUUUGCAGGUGGAUUGGACAAAGUACAUUGCAGUGAAUGGAGCAACUGCCCACCCACACUAUGACCCAGACGGGACAGCGUAUAACAUGGGCAACUCGUAUGGAAAACAUGGUGAGAUUGUAUGGCUCAGAAGAGGCUGACUUGUCUGACUUCUAGGAGAAUCACGACAUUUGUAUGAGAUUGUGAUGUUUCUAUGCUAGGGAUGGACUGGAUGCGGAGCUCCAUUCACUACUGGACCAGGUUCAAAGUGUUGGUACUAAUAUAUAAAGCCCCAUACAGCUCAGGACCAGAUUAUAUGAGAGGCUGCCUUAUUUCUUAUACAUACCCAGUGGGUCACUGUGGUCUGUGGGAGAGCUUCUCCUGCAACUUCCAAAGAUACCAGAAGCUUGCUCCACAAGUCUGAGACAGAGCAAUAGAAUCCCUGGAUUGCAUGCACUACCUUUGAUAAAUUUCCUUUACAGAUUUAUAAACCACUUUAUAGCCUGAGGCCAUCAAAGCAGUGUACAACAAAAAUCUCUAAAAAAGAAUAAAACACAUUUUGCAGAUAUGCAAUUAAUAUCCCAUAAAAUGACUGCUCCUCGCUUCAGGAACAGCCUUCUCCCACAUUAAUUAUUGUUGUGUUUUCUGCAACAGGCUGACGCUGCUACUCUUUUUUUGGGGGGGGGGGGGAAGUGUUUAUAAAAACAUAAUAUGUGAAGACUGCCCCACCCCUAUGGCAACAUCAUUAAUUUAUUUUUCUAAUACACGUAAUCACAGCAAUAUUGCCCUUUGUGCAUCAAAAUAUUUGCUCAUCUUCUGGACCUACGAAGAUUUAUUAGUAAAAACAGAGACUGGUUGGAGGAUUAGGCCAUAUGAAGAAAUAAAGAACAAAUUGACAGGUUGGAUCCAAUUUCAUCAAAUCAACUCUAUCUGGACCGAGGAUAAAAAAAAUGGGAUAAGUGAGAAAAAUCUAGAUUCCAGAUUGAAAUAUUAGAAAGUAAAACAAAACUCCUAUCAAAAAUGUAUAGCCUGUUGCUCGAAUGGGACACCAAAGAUGAAGAAGUAAAGGAGGUAAUGGUGAGAUGGGCAAUGGACUUUGGGUAUAACAUAGAGUUUGAUAAAUGGCAGGCACUAUGGAAUAAAGGUAUGAGAUUCUCGGCAUGCACAACACUCAGGGAAAAUAUGUACAAAAUGAUGUACAGGUGGUACGUAACGCCCGUAAAACUGGAAAAAAUAUAUAAAACUGGUGAUAAAUUAUGCUGGAAGUGCAAGAUUAAGGAGGGCGAUUUUUAUCAUAUGUGGUGGUUGUGCGAGCCUAUUAGAAAAUUUUGGGAAUCUAUUUACAAUGAACUAAAAAAAAUCUUUAAAUAUACCUUUAUAAAAAGACCUGAAGCCUUUUUGCUGGGGAUAAUUGGAGAGGAAAUCAAAAAGGAAGAUCAAACACUCUUUCAGUACGCGACAGUGGCCGCCAGAACUCUAAUAGCGCAGAAUUGGAAGACACCAAGAAUCCCAACCAUAAAUGAAUGGCAAUCGAAACUACUCGACUAUCUAGAAUUGGCAAAAAUGACACAGAAAAUAAGAAAUCAAAAAGACACAAAGUUUAAUAAAGAUUGGAAUAAAUUCAUGGCAUACAUGGAAACAGAGGUAAAAAAACUAAAAACACAGUAGGUGCGAUAUAACACUUGUGAUGUAAAGAAUUUUUUUUGAGGAAAAGAAACUGCAGAUAGAAAAAUUUUAUAACACAUUCCGAAACCGAGAUGAAGGGAAGUCAGUCAGUGUUGUGUGUUAUGUAGUUAAUGUAGUUAAUUUGUUGUUGUCUUAUGUCAGGAGUAUAUAUAUAUUUUUUAUAUAUAUAUAUUUUUCUUUAUUUAGUUUUUUUUGGUGUGAAUGUGUUGUGUUUGUCUUUUUUGUUUGUAUGGUGUUAUAAAAUAAAAUUUAUAUUAAUAAUAAUAAAAAAAAAUUUGCUCAUCUUCAGAAAGAGCUUAGCUUCCAUGAUGAAAAAUAUAUCACACUUGUGACUCUUGGAUAAGGGCUGCUAAGAGACAGGCAAUAGCAGUAUUCAAGGCAAACACUGGCAGAUGCCCUCUCCUUAUAAUCUUACUUUGAUGAAAGAUUCCUCACUCCACUUUCUCACAGCUCUGAUUAAAACACACAAAACAGCUUGACAGCUAGCUGACAGGAAUUUAUCUGUUGAUUUUUCCAGUCCUGUAACUGAUUCUGCACUGUAUAUGGCUGUGUGCAUUGAAAUGAAAUGGUGCAAAGCAUAUUUCUAUUGCCUUUGGUGGUGAUUGCAGCCUACUUAUCGCUGUGCUCGGGGCAGCGAUGGUGAAGUACGAAGUGCAGAGAGAAUGCACUAAACUGAAAUAUUUGGAGUAUUUAUUGUAACUGGCAAUAUCGAGCUUGCAAUGACGAGAAGUGCUGCAGGAGGAGAGUCCUGAAAGAAAUUUCUAGCACCCUGCAUUGUUGAAGUUUAGGUAGCCAACUUGCUCCAAUUACUCCCAGCAAUUUUGUGAAUUUGCUGAACUUUCAAAGUUGUUGCUCUGUUCACUUGCUUCUGUUCGCUUCUGUGUCAGGACAUGUGAAUAGCAGGGAAAGGUGCCAGGCUCCUGUCAUUAUAUAAUAAAACAUUUGGGGCAAACUUGGAAAACAACGUAGAAGUCUGCAGAACUAGUUUUGCAUUCUUUCCUGCAACUCAUAUUUCACUUUUGUUCAGAGCACCAGUUUGGGGGGAUCAGAUGUCUGCUGCACUAUUGUUCAAGCAUUACUUUUGCCAAGACAGACACUUCAUAAACAAAGGUUUUAUAUGCAGAGAUUGCAGAAGAUGCAGCUUGCUCUUUAUAUGUCUGCCUGGUCACUCUGUUGGACUGCACUGCCAAUUUUCUAAUCGAUUUCUGUUUGGAACUGUCAGAGAGCCAUACCUUUUCCAGUGCAUCUGGUAGCAGACAAAGGCAAGGGGCUUUUGAUUUGCUGAAGAUUGGUGGUGGUGGUCAGAAAAGAUGAUCAUUAUAUUUUCUCUUCUCUUCUGGUUUUAUUCAAAAUAAUUUAUUUAUCCAAAGCAUUUCUACUCUAUUCUUCAGCCGGAACUGCUCCCAGGGCAGUUUACAAAUCCAUAAAAACAACAACAGUCCUUGCUGGCUCCUCAGGAUUACAAUGUAAAAAUACAUGGUUGGCAUCUGUCUGUGUUGGGAGACAAUGAAGGAGUGUGCCUUUGGGAAUGAGGUCAAGCUGCUGGAUGGUUGCAGUGCCUGCUGUGGCUGUAGAGACCAAUAUAGGAGAGACAUGUUUCAUUGCAGCUGGGGCAGAUGAAGGCGUCUGGUUGUGUUGCUGCAGAUGCACCAUGGCGUUUCUUCUCUCUGCUUCUCUUUUCUCCUCUGGUCACUGCUAUGGAUACAUGACUUGACUGCCUGCCUCCAGGCACUGCGGUCGUCUGGAAGGGAUUCCCACAUGUGGCCGGGUUGAUGUUGCCAGCCUUCAUGCCACGUUUGCAAACACCUUUGUCAUGCAGAAGGGAAAAGGGAGAGGGAGAGAAGUGGUUGCAGUCUCUAAUGCAGCCUUCCUCAACAUGGUGCCUUCAAGGUGUUUUGGACUACAACUCCUGUUAGCCCCAGCACGUCUGUUGUAGUCAACAUCUGAAGGGCCCCCGGUUCAGGAAAGCUGCUGUAAUGUCAUGGAAAGCAUGGGAGUUUGGCAAGCGCUUUCUGGUUAGAUCACUGGUGUUCCUAACUGCCUGUGGCCCUUGGACAUGAAUAAGAGGCUUCUGUCACAUGAAUAAGGCAAGAACUGGCCCAGAAUCUUUAUGUGCUUAUCGUUUCACAACCAUGCGUUGGAGGUUGUGUCUUCCACCCUCUUAUAUUAAAUCCAAAUCAGUGGCAUGGAGUGUGCAUGACCUUAUUCUCAACUGGAAACAUGGAGGCUUAUGAAUCGGAAUGCCUUGAGUCAUGCAUUUCUUCCAAAACCCCACAUCAACAAUUAUAGAGCCAAUGUCUAGUUACAUCUGUAGCUGGACUGCUGGCCGGGUUGUAUUCUGAGCACAAUUCAAAGUGUUGGUGCUGGCCGUUAAAGUCCUAAAUGGCCUCAGCCCUGUAUCCUUCAAGGAGUGUUUCCAUCCCCAUUGUCCGAGGGCCUUCUGGUGGUUCCCUCCCUGUGAGAAGUGAGGUUACAGGGAACCAGGCAGAGGGACUUCUCGGUAGUGGUGCCCACCCUGUGGAACGCCCUCCCAUCAGAUGUCAAGGAAAUAAACAACUAUCUGGCUUUUAGAAGACAUCAUAAGGCAGCCUUGUGUAAUGAAGGUUUUAAUGGUUGAUGUUUUAUUGUGCUUUUAAUAUUCUGUUGGAAGCCACCCAGUGUGGCUAGGGAGGCCUGGCCAGAUGGGCGGGGUAUAAGUAAUAAAUCAUAAUCAUAAUAACUACUACUACGACUACUGGGAGCCACCCAGGAUGGCUGGGGCAACCCAGUCAGAUGGGCAGCUAAUAAUCAUAAAAAAUAGUAAAUGCAUUUUCUCUCUUCCAGGCUCCAACUAUAACAUCAUCUGUGUCCCCCCACAGACAUCGGGCCCCGAUGACUCUAGCCUGCAGGGUGCAAAAGUGCUGUGUUCUAUUGAGCCAGAGGAUAAGAUGAAACCUUCCUAUUACCACAGCUUUGGUGAGAGUUGCCAGCCCUCCUUUAAAGUGGAGCAGAUGUACCCAUAGUCGAUGUUGCAAGGAUGGAACAUCUCUGAGUCAAAGCCAGAUGUCAUGAAAGCCUAGUCAGUGGGUUGGAAUAGAAAUUCAUCAAAUCACUUUAACACAGCCAAUAGACUGAAAAGAACAGAAGGGCACCGGAAUCUCAGAGCACAACAGAUUCAAAAGUGUAACAUAAAGAUUACCAGUUAGAGCUACACUUAUCUUGGAUUGGUCCCUGGAGAUAGUCCUUCCAGUUUCAGAUGUUGAGGAAUCCUGUUGUUCUCACUGAUAUUAAUAGCAAUUUAGCCACCAUCGGGAUAGGGAUACCCUUGGGUUUUUAUCUUCCAUGGGAUAUUUAACUUAUUUAACUUAUAAUUUUACUGACCUUCCUGGAGAUUUGGUUACUAAAGGGCCAGUCGUAUGCUGCCAAACUCCAGCACUGAAAUUAUAAAAUAGGACAUGCUCUACAGAUUCUACCUCCUGUCAUGUCCCAUAUGGAGGAGGAGGAAGGGUGAGAGCCUAACACAGACAGCUUGGAGGACAACAAGCUUUGUCUAAGCACUGCAAAAGCUGCUCCCAGGUAAAUGUGCUAACAGCCCUGUUUCCAUUAAAAAAACAUAAAGCUCUUAAGCCAAAGGUUUAAGGUUGGCAACCAUGCUCUUAUCUCAGAAGAGCACUGUCGUGUUUCCAAAAGUGCAGCUGCAUUAGGAACACAUCUUGGGAUCUGUAGGAAUUUAAUUUGGACAAUAUUUAACUAGACCACACUCCUCUAAUCCAAAAAGCAUAAAGAAAUGGGGAGGUUAUCCUAUUAUUAAAAACUUUUAAUAGCUGCAGGAAUACUUUUGGUAUUCUUUUUUUUUUAGCAGAUUACUUAGCACAAAUCACAAGCGGUAUAGUGAAAAGUGCUAUAGAAAUAGUGCAAUUAAUACUCUGAUUAAAUAUAUUUUAUUCAAAGCUUUACAUACUGAAGCCUUCCCUAACCUGGUGCUUUUGGACUACAACGCCACACGCUGGCUGUGGCUAAUGGGAUCUGUAGUCCAAGAUCAUUUGGAGCACACCAGGUUGCACUGGGUGCAAUUUGAAACUCCUUCAGCAAGGAAAGGUCAAGACAGCAGGAGAAAGGUUAGGUAUGGCCAUGAUGGGAAGCAAGCAGCAGGGGCUUAGAAGUGUUGUUGGAAGUGUUUGUCCUGAGCCUUGUUGUCUCCUGUUUGUAGGAAUGAGUGAGAACUAUGUGAUCUUUAUUGAGCAGCCACUCAAAAUGAACCUCUGGAAGUUCAUCACAGCCAAGGUUCUUGGGAAAUCCUUUUUGGAAGCAAUCAGCUGGGAGCCUGAGCACAGUACCCGCUUCCAUGUAGUGAACAAGCUCACUGGACAGGUACGUCCUCUGGGUUCACUGCCUCAUGACCCGUUUUUCUUUUCUGGGCAGUGCCUAGCUUUUGCUACAAUAGGUUUACCUGCUGAAGAACUACCCAGCAGCCAAGUCUGCUGACUUAUUGAGUUUUGAAGGAAUGAGCUCAUGUCACCUACUAAUAAUGCAGCUGCAAGUAUAUUGGGGGUGAGGAACAUUCUGCAGCUUGGGGAACCAUCUGCCCUCAUGGGCAAAUGCACAAGGGAUACUGUAUGUAUCACAGUUUCCAAGGCCACAUUUCAGCCUGGCAGAAGCACUCAAGGAAAAUGCAGUGAUGGGUCAGGGAGUGCAUGGCCCAGGGCAAGUCUAGAGGGCCUGAUAGAGUAAUGUGGAGGGCCACAUUCAGCCUAUAGGCUGGAAGUUCCCUACCCCUGAAGAAUUUCACUUCUUCAUAAUGUACCCCUGAAUACCAGCUUCUGGGAAUAAACAAUUGGGAAAGAUCUCCUUGCAUUCAAGCCCUGCUUAUGAGAUUUGAGAGGCCUCUGGCUAUCAACUGGGGGGAAGUAGAAAGCUGCACUAGAUGGAACUAAAGAUCCACCUUCCUGGAUCAUAUAUUCUCAAACUCCUGCAAGGCUUCUGCAGUCUGCCUCCAUUGUAACAACAUGAAUUCAGUUGAUAGCCACGUCACUUUCUCAAAACCAGAUUCUUGCCGGAGCGCCAAAACCUGCACACCUGGUACAAAUUUUGCAUGUUGGACAAACUCUGCAAUCAUCUGCCAUGGGCUGGGGAGCUUGAAAUAUCAGAUUCCUCAUACGUAGCUAUCUGGCUGUUGACUUUUUCAGGUAUAUAAGGCACCAUCUCAUGACAUUGCUAACUAUUGCCCCUCAACCCUGCCCCCUCACACUUUGUGAAGUGUGAUCCUGUAGCAACAGAGGGCUAUGAAGUAGAAGCUGGCUGGCAGACUUCCUACUUUUGCCCCUAUAUUAAAAUCCUUUCCAGCAACGCUGAAAUAUAUAACUUAAGAUUUUCAGAGGGGAUGCUUUGUGGAAUGUUCUCUAGGUGUCACUGAAGGCCUGAGAUGCCAUCACUGGCAUGUCUUAUGUUCCUUGCACAGGUGUUGCCCGGGCAGUACUGCAGUGAGCCUCUCUUGUUUUUCCAUCAAAUCAAUGCCUUUGAAGAUCAAGGAUGCAUCGUCCUUGACCUAUGCUGUCAAGAUGAUGGAGGGGCUCUUGACGUUUACCGGCUGAAAAACCUCCAUAAGGCGGGCGAGGCUCUGGAUCAGGUAAAGCCAAUGUUUGGAGGCAGUUGUGGAGGACAGUAAGCUGAAGCUGAAUCCUGGCAAGAUGGAGGCACUGUUGGUGGGUGGUUCUCAUAUUCAGGAAUUGUGUAAGCAGCCUGUUGUAGGCAGAUGGCAUCGGUGGCAAGGAAUGCCUAUGUACAGCUCCUGUGGCAUUCAGCUAUGUCUUUUCCUGGAGCAAUAUUCCCUUUCCCUCUCACUACAUGCGGCGAAGGUGGAGUUUAGUGCAUAAUUAACUAUGGUAAGUACAGCUGUGCUGUUGUUGUGGGUGUGGGGUUGCGGUAAUGAGCGCAGCAUUUCAGUCCAGUGGGUCGUCUUCAGUGCUAGUUCUGUAGCCUUAUUGGAGUUCACCGAUUGGGUCUGCGUUGCUCCCGGACAGGAGGAAGGAAGUCAAAUGACACCGAGGGUUGGUUCAGAGAAAGAGUUCUUUAUUUCUGCUCUCUGAAACAGCAGAAAGGCACCUGCGUGGUGUGUCCACAGCAAGUCCAAAGAAAUGAGAAAUUUCAUGCAGUAUAUAUAUCCUCCAGGCACCCUCUCCCUCCUUCCCAGGAAUCCAACCACGUCAGCCUAUACACGCAGGUUGACAUCACAUAUGUUCCUGCUCCAGUAUUCUUAACCAUAAAAGGGUAUUCCUUCCUGUACUUCUGACCAUAAAAGGGUAUUCCUGUUCCUACUCUUAUCUUGGAGCAAGAGGUCACCAACUCCAAGAACACACUCUGGCGCUGUUCCCGGACUAGGUCUGUGCGUCAGGAUGUAAGAUAAGACCUAGACAUGUCAUCCCUACUCCACUGGAACAGCCAAGGUCAUCCUUGCCGUCAUGAACUGAUAAAGGAGAGGGCUCUGAGCACUUGUUUAUACAGCCGGGUUUUUGUUUAUACAUUGACUCAGAGCUCAAGUUAAUGGAUUUUAGCUAAGGAAAAAUAGGGAUUUUGGUGCCUGUUUUAAACUGCCUGCACAGUCAGUUUUGGGUUUGGGAAACCCAUUCCUUCAGUUCUACAUAAAAUUAAUGAACUUAUAGUCAUGUCCAUUAACUUCAAUGGGUCUACUCUGAUUUGGACUAGCAUUGGAUAUAAUGCCGUUCUGUGCCCAAAGCAUGUGUAGCUUGUAGCUGCACUUGACAGCUAGUCAUGCAGGCAGUUGAAAUCUCCAGCUUCCAGAAGAAAGAAGCUUUGAAUCACCAAUGGUGCACUUUAACAUUUCAUGAUCUUUAAAUCCAUUUUGUACAGAUUAUUUGGUUGGAGAACUGCAGCACAAAAUUCAGAGAAGUGCAAAUAUCAAAGGGUAGCUAUAUUUUGGUUUGCAUUUUAUUUUAGGAAGUGCAGGUUUGCAUUAAAAUCAGAAUGGAACCAAAUUUAUCCCAAGGAGCCCAAACUGGGAGGCCAAGGAAUUCUAUUUCUCUACUGGUUGGUUCUUGCUCCCUAUCUCCAUACCAGGCCUGCAAAAGGGGACCAGUUCUUCCUUUUGCAAUGACAUCCUGUCUCCUUGGCAGGCCUACAAUUCAGUGGCGAGGCCGUAUCCACGACGCUUUGUUCUGCCCAUCACUGUGGAUCCCAGUGCAGCUGUGGGACAGAAUCUCAGCCCCUUGUCCUACACAUCGGCAACGGCCACGAAAGAGUCCAACGGGAAGGUAUGUACUCUCUGUACAAAUGGAUGCUAUAGGGGCUACCGUUGAUGCCUGACAUUUCCAUAUUGUGCUGAACUUGCUCUCCAUGUGGUUGUAUUGCCCACCAACAUCCCUUUUGCUCCUACGUGCUGUAGCCGCCAAGCUGCUCCUUGCCAAAAGAAAAUGUAAACACUGGGCUCCAGUUUAGCAAGCAUGUGAAUAUAGGAACCAACAUUUCCAAAGGAUCAUGGGAAAGACCACUGCCUGGUGCCCUGAAGAGCUACUGCCAGCCAGAGAAGGCAAUACUAGGCUAGAUGGAGAAACAGGCUUACCUAGUAUAAGGCAACUGCCAAUGUACCUAUAACGUGCCGAUUCCUUUUCCAGAUCUGGUGCACAUAUGAAAGUCUACAUAAUGAGAACCUCAAGGAAGCAGGGGGUCUUGAAUUCCCCCAGAUUAACUAUUCUUAUUACAACACGAAGAAAUAUCGUUACUUCUAUGGUUGUGGCUUUGGGCAUAUGGUUGGUGACUCACUGAUUAAGACUGACAUAAAGACCAAGGAGAUGAAGGUAAAAGGAUACAACACAGUUAAUUUCAGGGUGGGCGAGAGUCAGCUCUUAAAACCCACAAUAAGGAGCCUGUUUUGUCCCCUUGUUUUUGCCUGCAAGAUUUGGCGACAGGAUGGAAUGUAUCCUUCUGAGCCAGUGUUUGUGCCAGAACCUAACUCUCCUGCAGAAGAUCGUGGGAUUAUUCUGUCCGUUGUGCUCACAGCCAAGCAGGUAAUUUGGUCUUCGUUGCCUAUAUAAAUGGGCCACUGUCUGAACGCUAAUUUUAGGGCCAGGAAUAUAUAAUAUAUAAUAUAUAAUAUAUAAUAUAUAAUAUAUAAUAUAUAAUAUAUAAUAAACAACAACAACAAUGAUCUCUAGUGAACACUGGUGUGUACAGAAGGAUCCUGUGUUCUGCUUCGAAACGCAAGAACUUUGUGGGUGCUUCCACACAACAGUUCAGUGUGUGGAUUUGGUGCUAUUCCUGCAUGCAACCUUUGCGUAGCUUCCACGUGACAUCCUCCUCAUCAAAAUGCCAAUCCCAUAUAGUUUUUAAUCUGAAUUUACCAUUUCUGUGGAAUAUCUGAUAAGUGAAAUCACCCGGUCAAGGUCUGGUUCAAAUUUGGGGCAGGUGAGGAUAUCAAAUGGAAUUUUGAUGAGGAUGGCAUUGGGAAGGUGCUGUGCAAAACUUGCAUGCAUGGACAGUGCUGGGUCCACAGUAAACUGCCAUGUGGAAGCACCCUGUACAGCUUCUCUGUUCCUCUGUGUUUCACCUUUCUAAUUUAAUUGAAAAGAGCAUCAUGAGAGGGUGCAUUGGUGGGAGGGAGAUAAUCCUGCAUUUCAGUAUUGUUGUUCGACUUUGACCAUCAUUCUUGUUUCAGAAUCGAGGUACCUUCCUGCUCAUUCUGGAUGCUGAGAAUUUUACUGAACUGGGCCGGGCAGAAGUCCCUGUCCAGUUCCCCUAUGGUUUUCAUGGCAUCUUUGUUCCAGGCCAAUAGAGAUUAGCCAGUGGUCACAUAGCAGGAUGCGAAGGAGAAAGAGUCUGCUCUACAAUGCUCUGUGCUUAAAACCUUUGACAAGAUACUUAAUCUUAACCUGUCUAGGGGUGCCACCAGGCUGUCACUAUUUGAGGGAGGCAUUGAAGUGCAUCUGUGAAUUUAGGUUUGCAGAAUUAAGGCGGAUUAAACACAGGAAUCUGUCUUAUACCAAGUCAAACCAUUGCUAUGUAGCUCAGUAUUAUCUGCACUGACCUAACAGUGGCUCUCUGGGGCUUCAGCUCCACCAAGAGAUGCUGGUGAUUGAACCUGGCAUUGAACUUCUGCAUGCAAAGCAGGUGUCCCACCAUUGAUCUACAGUCCUUUCCUUGGUACAGAAAAAACCACUAAAAAACUGACCUUUUAAAGUUUGGAAAGCUACAGGGAAAGGCAUUGGAAAAUUGUGGGAUUAACAAUUUAUUAACGGGAAGAUCCCACCAGCAAAUUGCUGUGUAACCUUGCUACAGAUUUGAAAGAAUACUCUGCAAAGACCACACCAUAAACUUCUUAAGUAAGCUUUGCACAAGCAAAUCAGCUCAAUAAACAGGCCUUCUAGAGGAGUUCUCGGGACUAUUCUGAUCCACAGAGAUGUUCAAAAGGAAAUAGGUUAAUGAGUGUGAGAGCUGUUACCAAUGAAAGAAAAACACUGACCAUAAAUCUGAGGUUUUUUUAAAGGAGGCACUCAAGCAAUAUCAACUUCAAAUCUAACCUUUUGGACAAUUCUAAUUGUUUAGCUUUUAUUUUUGUAUUAUCUAUAUUGAGAUUUACUUAUCUAAAUGCAAUUAAAGCGCUUUGGACAUAUUCUGCAUAUUUUCAAAUCUUUUCAAUGAUAACAGCAAUGUUUUAAUGUGUUUUGUACUCUUUUGGAGAAGUUGGCUGCUGAAAACGAAGGGGUGGAGAGAGAAACAGACAGAGGAGAGAGACAGAGAAAGGGAUGCCCUGAUUCUGUUAGGGAUUCGUGUUUUGCUUUUUUGGUAACACAACGUUGCACCUGCAGGAGCUGACAGGUGGAAAUGAGGUCUUCUUCCCAGGGGCAGUAUGCUAAGAACCAGACAACCGCCUCCGUGUCUGGAGAUGUUGCUUUCAUUCAUUAGGUCAACCUUCACCAUAUUGGUACCCUAAAAAUGUUUUGGAGUACAACAACCAUCAGCCCCACCCCACCCAGAAUUGAGCUGUAGUCCAAAACAUCUGGGAAGAGCACCAGGAACCUAGGAAACUGCUUUAUAGUGAGUCACACCAUUUGUCUGUCUAUUUAUUGAUUUAUUUAAUAAAAUUUAUAUACCGCUUGAUGUAGAUAAACCUCAAAGCAGACAACAAAAAGAUAAAACAAUAAAAUUGUC
Messenger RNA from Podarcis lilfordi (Lilford's wall lizard), 70446 nucleotides. The record is from the annotation of a GenBank genome assembly. Lineage: Eukaryota; Metazoa; Chordata; Lepidosauria; Squamata; Lacertidae.